Molecule: messenger RNA, 80357 nt
Organism: Podarcis lilfordi (Lilford's wall lizard)
Lineage: Eukaryota; Metazoa; Chordata; Lepidosauria; Squamata; Lacertidae
Source: the annotation of a GenBank genome assembly
AGUCGGAGCGGAGCCGGGCGAGAGGGAUCUCCUUGCCGCUCCCGCAGCCGCCGCCGCCGCCGGAGGAGGAGAAAGGCGGGGAGGCGCGGCGAGGCCUGCGCGCCGGAAGUGAGCUGACUGAGGGGAGAAGAAGGAGAAGGAGAAGCGGGGCGGAGGAGGAGGGAGCCCGGCCGGCUAAAGCGGAGCUGCUCGCGGUGUGGCUGCUGCGGCUUGUGUGUGAGGGAGAGGAAGACUGUGAGGCGUCGGAGGAAGGAAGGAAUCUCGUCAGCCUUGGCUUGAGGGGUUUCCGCGGGCGGGCGGGCGGGCGGAGGAGGCAGCCAAGCCCAGCCAGGGCGCUGAGGGAAAAGGAGGAGGAGGAGCAGCCGCCACCACCGCCGGGUCUCCAGCAGAAGCAACCGCCGUCGCCGCCGCCACGGUGAGAGCCCCGAGCCGCCACACCUUCCCCCCGAAACCUCCUCCCCACACCCGGCGUUGUGGGUGUGAGGGAAAGUGGGGGGGGGGGCUUCUCUUCUUCCGCCGCCUCCUCCCCCGGGAGCAGAGGCGGCGGAGCCUUACCCCGGGGUGGGAUGUGAGUAAGGGGGUGCGGUGGGGUGGGGCCGGAGAGAGACCCCCCCCCCGCCAGUACUUCGGCCUUUGCCGCCCGCUUUCCCUCCCCCCGCCGCCCCUUUUCGCCAGGCGCUUUUCCUCCCCUCGCUGGGGAGGGUCUCCCGUUUUUUUAUUGUCCCUGCUUGCGGGUCGCAGCGUGGGGAGGGGGCGGUCAGAGGUAUGAAUGUCUUCUUCCUCCACCCCCCCCCCCCCAAAAAAGCUAAGUAAGUGUUGGGAGAGGGAUUCAUGUUUCGAAAUGUACCCCACCCUGCCUCACCCCACCCAACCCCCCGGAUGAGCUUAUAUCUGUAUCCACAUCUGUAUCUGCAUCUAUAUCCAUAUCUAUAUCUAUAUCCACAUCUAUAUAUCUAUAUCUGCAUCUAUAUCCAUAUCUACAUCUAUAUCCACAUCUAUAUAUCAAAUCAAAUCAAAUAUCUUUAAUACGGUCAAUGACCAGCAAGACAUCUAUAUAUCUGUAUCCACAUCUAUAUUUCUAUAUAUCUAUAUCCACAUCUAUAUAGCUAUAUAUCCAUAUCUAUAUCUAUAUCCAAUAUACCCACAUCUAUAUAGCUAUAUAUCCAUAUCUAUAUCCACUAUAUCCACAUCUGUAUAGCUAUAUAUCCAUAUCUAUAUAUCUAUAUCUAUAUCCACAUCUAUAUAGCUGUCUAUCCAUAUCUAUGUGUGUGUGUGUGUUUUCAUUGGGAGAAUGGGUGCAGCAGGGUCUUUUCUGAAUUAUUGGGGGGGGUGCACGACUUGGGUGUAUUUAUGUACAGCGCAUUUCUGCAUGCAGGAAAGGUCUCCACGAAGCAAGCAACCCAGCGAGCCAGUCCCCUUUUCCUCCAGCCUGCAUGCGAGAGGGGAGGGAUGGGCUUGCAGCAGAAAACAGCAUUACAGUACAUCCCUUCUCUGUCUGUUGCUAUACUCAACUGCUUGUGGAUCCAGCCUCCACCCUUACACCCCUCCUUCCUUCUGGAAUCUGUUAAGCGCAGGCUGCGCGCUGGAGAGAGAGGGGUUGGUCUAGUACUCUGGUUAGCUCCCCUCUCCCCCGCCCCCCCAAAAUCUGAAAUCUCUCCCAGCGGCAUUCCCAACGAUUGCUGUCAAAUAGGCAGAGAUUUGAACGUAAAAAUAGGAAAGCAAUAGCACUUAGCCGAGCUUUCAGAACGGACUUAGAGGCUGUCAGAGGAAGGGUUUGCUCAGGACUGAGGCAUUCAGGCAGUGCCAGCGGGGGGGGGGGGGGCGGACUCCGCCCUGUGGAGCUGGCAGACCAACAUAGCGCCUCUCUUGCAAGGAUAUGCAAAUCCAUGUGGAAUAAUUCUCGCGAAAGCCUCGCAAAUUAAGAACAUGAGGGCAAAGGGGUUGCAAGCAUGGAUUGGCGUGAAAUAAAUGUUUCCUUUCAGAAUGUGUUCGCAUAGCUGUACAGAGAAUAGUGGGGUUGGCAUGGUGUUGAAGAAUCAGUCCUUCUGGCACAGCUGGUGGCUACCAUUAGGAUGAGGAGAGGUUUCUAGUGCAUGGUGAAGAUUAUUGGUGAAAUAGGAAGGAUGAAGUAGGAGAAAUGCUUUUUGUUGUAGAUAACUGUUUGAUAAUGUUUGUUCCCAUUUUUGCAAUAAUGUAUACAGUGGUACCUUGCAAGACGAAUGCCUCGCAAGACGAAAAACUCGCAAGACGAAAGAGUUUUUGGUUUUUUGAGUUGCUUCGCGAGACGAAUUUCCCUAUGGGCUUGCUUCGCAAGAUGGAAACGUCUUGCAAGUUUGUUUCCUUUUUCUUAAAACCGUUACAGUAAUACAGGGUGCAUUGCUUGAAGAGGUGCAGUUGCGACUUGACUUCGAGGAGCAACUCAUAGCACGCGGUGUGGUAGCCUUUUUUGAGGUUUUUGAAGAUUUUUUUGAAAAAAUGGAAACCGUGCUUCGCAAGACGAAAAAACUUGCAGAACGAAUUAAUUUCGUCUUGCGAGGCACCACUGUACUGGCCUCUUGUGCAAAAAGGAGCAAAACUUAAGAUAAUGCAGAAAUGGCAAUGAAAGUGCCUGCUUGAACUAGCACUGUUACAGAUCUGCAUAAUACCAGCAGUUGUAAGAAAUCUAUCUUUUAUUUUCAUUAUUUCAUAAAAAUUCUAUACUGCUUGAUUGUAAAAACAAACAAACCCCCAGACCCCACACAUUUGUUAACAAAGGCAAGUUUGGUGUGAUGCAUCUGAUGUAUCUGAAAGUUCUCUCAGUAGAUUUCUAGAUUUCCCAUCAACCAAAGUCUUCUGGGUGGUUUAUAAAAAAUGUAGUUUAGAGCCUAGAAGUCGUGUGAAUUUUGGGAAGGACAGUGUGGCACUGAAAGGUUGAAAGGGAUAAUCUGUAAAGGAGACAGAAGAAUCGUAGUGGGGAAUAUCUACAUGUUCCAAGAAAACAUAUACAACAAGAAAAAAAAUAAGGCUGCAGAGAUGUGAAAGAAAUAAUGGAUGCAUAGCGGCUAUCAAUGACACAAGAAGAGGUUGUCUUUGGACUUUUGAAGUGUUCCAGAAGCAGAUAUUUUACAAGGGUCCUGCCUUUUACAAGAGGUGGAAGCUACUGUUCUAAUGAUAACACUAAAGUAGUGCAAGAUGAAUACAUUUUAUAUCUGAAAGGCUAUUAGCUGGCUUAUCACAGUUUUCUCUGGUUUAAUUCAAAUUAAUUUUUAUGGUUACUCUUUUGGGGAAAAAACUUGCCUUUCUCCCUCUAAGAUUCAGUUUCCUGAAACCAAAUAUGUGUGUAGAAAUGCAGGUACAUAUCAUAUUUGAACAGUUUUGCCACUUUUGUGUAGCCUGUUAAAUUAUAGCCCUCUGCUUACUGAAGCAACCCUUGUAAGUGAAGGGGCGGAGAAGUGUAAGCAUCUGGAAAAAUGCUGAAUCAGAUUCCAGCGUCUCAGUGUCUUUCUCCAGUGACUAAAUUUGACAGUGCGGGCUGUUAAUGUGCCAGUUUCUCUUACGGUUAUGUGUACAGAAUAUAGAUCUAGUUGUUUUGCCAUGCCUCACUUGGUAUGUAGCCCUUCUCUGUAUGUUGCACUGCAUUCCGGAAUACAAUGGUAUUCCAGGAACAAGCAAUUUUAAGGAGACAGUUUAGGGAAAGUGCACAUGAGUAGGAAAUACUGCUGAGGGAGACCACAACUGGGAUUGUAAUCUUAUUCAUACUUGGAGUAAACGGCAAUUCCUAUUGAACACAUUGAGGAUCAGUCUGCAAAUACAGUACUCUCUUCUGGAAUCUAAAAUAUUCAUAUGAGGUUGCAUCUGUUUGUUGAUUUCACUUUGUUAAUUUAUCAAACACUAAUGCAUUUAAACGUUAUGGCAAUUCUAUUGUAUGUGGGUUUUUAAAAAUCCUUUCUCUGUUGUUAUACAUUUACAGUGGUACCUCAAGUUACAAACACCUUGGGUUACAAACAUGUCGGGUUACUAACACUGCUAACCCAGAAGUAGUACCUCGGGUUAAGAACUUUACCUCAGGAUAAGAACAGAAAUCGCACGCCGGCAGUGCAGCAGCAGCGGGAAGCCCCAUUAGCUAAAGUGGUAUCUCAGGUUAAGAACGGUUUCAGGUUAAGAACGGACCUCCGGAACGAAUUAAGUUCGUAACCAGAGGUACCACUGUUAUUAGAAUGUUUUAGGCACAAGAUGCAUGCUUAAGGGCAGUAUUAUCAGGUUGUUGCUGGGGGGCUCAGGACAUCAUCACAGGUGAAACUAUGCUCAGGGAAACUUGGAACAAUUCCAUAGCAAAUAGCUAUGCAGAGUCCCACCAAGUGGUGGUGAAGGGGUUGGCUUUUGCAGUGCCCUUGGCAGAGAAAUAGCAUGCACAAUUACUGGGAUCAGCUCUAGCAGUGAGUCCCAGGGGUGGCCACACUUAGGAAAGAAGAAGGAGAAGAAGAAAUUUUAUUUAUACCCUGCCCUCCCCAGCCAAGACCGGGCUCAGGGCAGCUGAUACCAGAUAAAAACAAUUGAUUGAAAUACAACUUAAAAACAAGAUUAAAAUACAACAUUAAAACAUUAAAAUGCAGCCUCAUUUCAAUAGGAACUCAAAUCAAAAACUUUUUUAGGGAUGAAAACAUCAAGUCUUCACCAAGGCCAACUAUUCAGACUGGUCCUACAUGGGCCAAAAAAAAGCCAGGGAAGUCCCCAAAUAGGAGUUCCAUCACAGAAAGAAAAAGGAAAGAGGGGGAGGAGAUCAAGUCGAUUCCAAGCCAAAGGCCAGGCAGAACAACUCUGUCUUACAGGCCCUGUGGAAAGAAAUCAGAUCCCUGGUCUCAUGAGGCAGAGCGUUCCACCAGGCCAGAUCCAGUGUUGAAAAGGCCCUGGCUCUAGCUGAGGCUAAUCUGACUUCCUUAUGGCCCGGGACCUCUAGGGUGUUACUAUUUAUGGACCUUAAGGUCCUCUGUGGGGCAUACAGGCGGUCCCAUAGGUAUACUACUGUUGCGGAGGAGGCAUUGAGUUGGUAUGUUAGGCUUGGAGACAAAAACCGGACCGCUCUUGCAGCUGUUCCUUGGCUGGGAACUCUUCCCUCCACCACUCUCCAAGGCAUUGCCUUCUGGCACCACUUCUCCCUAGUUGUCUUGCUCUCCACUUUGAAAAAGGAAGUGUGUUUUAUUUCAGCCACAGCUGGAACCCAGACUCCUCAUUGACCUGCACCAUCAGCUCUUGUCCUGGUGGCUGCUGUUUCCCCUGCAGGUGGGGUUGCCGUACACUGCCACCUCUUUGAGAAAUUUUGGACCUUUUCCCUAUUUUGAACUGGGACCCAAUGAGAAGUCCCCUCCCGCCACCAAGAGGAAGUUAAGCUUCGGAGCAGGGAUGCAGGGAGGUGAGGGAACCAGCUAGCAACAGGUACGUACAAACAAGGUUGAGGCAAUUCUUCCUCAAAGAACAAGACUAGUAACUGGAAUCUGUAUAAGACAAAUAUGACAAGCAUAUAUCCUUUCUCUCUUUCCUCCCCUCCAGCACCAAAUCUUCCCUGGAACAUUUGUACAACAGGCGGACACCAGACCUGAUAAAGUUUGAUAAAUCCCUAAUUUGAGAACUGGAAAUAGUUUAUUUUCCAUUGUCUCCUCCAUUGCCCCCCCCCCCCAAUAUGGGCAGCAACCAUUCUGUGCGCGUUCAAUUGACGUGCAUCCGCUGACACAUGAGUCCUUUUCGACCUCAAAGAGGCUGGAAUGGGGGUUGGGCUUAUGCACAAAUGGGGGGGUGCCUGUGUAUAAAACACUCUUAAAUGAUAUUAUUUGUUCUUACUUUAUUGCUUUUUAAUAUUCUAGAGGCAUACCACCAUUUGGUUUUAGGGACUUAAUGCCCAUUGAUGUGUCAGGUUCAGGGUCAGACACAUCCCACUCAUACCAUUUAUUUUACCAUUUUUAAUGCUAAAUGAAAACCUUUUGGAUUAUUUUCACUACUCAUUUUUAUCAGCAGCUGUGUAUAAACUCAGUCCUAGUUUUUGUUUUGUUUUGUUUUGUUUUUUUGUUAACCUGUCCUGGCUUUAGACCAUAGUUAGUUUUGCUAUUUCCUCUGGAUAUCUGGAGUUUGAUAAAUCCCUGAUUUGAGAACUGGAAAGAUUUUAUCUUCCAUUGUCUCCAUCAUUAAUUAUGAUAAUAUCUUCAGGAAGGUUAUUUCCUAUUGAGAAAGAGGAACGUGAUUGGAUCAUGCUUUAGGAACAAUAUUUUGGAUGCUUGUUGAUUUCUGCACGUGGCACAUUUUCAAAACACUCCUCUGCAUGCUUUUUUUGGUAUGUAGAUAAAUUGGUUGGUUUACGUUUGUAGAGGCCCAGAAAAUGUUGCCAUGGCUUGUUCUUAUGACACUCCUAUCUUGCAGACCUUGGUUAAUAGACCAGUACAGUUACAAACCAGCAAUAGGAGCCAGGUAAAAAAAGCCAUAAAUGCAAGAACCAGACACUGCAAAAAACCACAUGCCAGCUUUGUCCCCAUAUCUACCCAGGCAGCACUGUUACAGAGUCUAAUAAUGUCAGCCACAUUAUCAUGGGUUCAUUUACCUGCUCCUCUCCCUAUGUGAUAUGUUGCUUGUUUUUUUAUACUGUUUUGUACAUCACUUAAUUUAAGGUAAGGAUUUUAUAAAUUUUAAUUUUUGAUAUUAAAUGCCAUCAUCUGCCAGCAAUGCCCUUCUGCGUCCUACAAUUGAUCAAUCUCUGUAUUAAAGAAUAAGCAGACAAACAUGAUAUCAGAAAUGGCAAUAUGCAGAAACCAGUAGGAAGACAUAAUAGGAGACUUUAUGCCCAGACUUUAAGGUGGCUAUCAGGAAACAUCAUAGGGAAACUCCAGUGUGAAAUCAUAUUUUGUCAGGCAAUUCAGUUUUGUAACCUGUGGCUUGAAUUCAAAUUACAGAUUUGUGUCCACCAAAUGAGGAUUAAUUUACCAAUGCCCAGAGUGUUUUUGUUAUCCCCAAAACUGCCAUUUUGGUCCCUGUACUUUUACAUUUCACUUCCCCUGUAACUCCACUUCCAUCCAUAUGAAUGUAUGCAUAAUAUGGUUGUAUUACACUCAGUGCAUCUGAUUAAGUGGCCUGCGGUCCACAAAAGCUGAUGCCAUAAUCAGUGUGUUAUUGUUUAAGAUGUUGUUUGUUUCUUUUCAAGUGGUAUCUUAAAACCAUUUGAUCUAUUAUGAGCAACCAAAGUUAUUUUACAGAAGUUCUUUCUGUCAUCAGAUAAAUGUUUCACUACCUUAAUCUUGUGACUCUGGCUUGGUUUCCUCAUGAGUUACACCCUUAUACCGUCAUUGAUAAUUUCUAUAUGUAUGAGGCAGACCAAAUUUCUGUAGUUUUCAUCUUUGUCUAGUCACACUACUUUUAACACUUUAUUCAUUCCAUUUAUCACUCUUUUCCCAGCCUUUCUGCUUGUUGCACAGGUUCUUCAUUUUGUGCAGCUCUGGGAUACUGUGUCAAAUAUUUUGCAGCUUUGUUAUUUUUCAGACUAUCCCCUGUCAUUUCCAUCACACAAACAUUAUGGUGGAAAUGAGCUAUGCAGAUAGUGUUCAUUUGGAAAACCUAUUAGCAAAUAGGGCUGAUUUGAACCAGGGGCAUGUGACUCCGGCCAUCUUGUGUGUACCACUACCUUAGCAAGGAUUGCGCUAAUAGCCUUUUUCUUUCUUUCCAAGCUUCAUUUCUCCCCUCUCCUGUUCUACAAUUUGUUCACCAUUUAUAUUGAGGCUACAUGUUUGUACCUCCUCUCAGUUUCUAACAUAUGUCAUCUCCUCUCCUUUGAAAGAACCUAGGCUUAUUUGAAGGAGAAAAAUCUAGGACUUCUGUAGGUGUGGGGGAAGCUAGUCCAUCAUUUGAGUGUGUGUGUGUUUAGUACAUGCUCUGGACUCAUAUGUGACAAUAUCACUACUUCUAUAUUUUUAAAAAAAUCAAGCUUGCCCUUCCAGACUUACAAUUCAUCCUUAUAUCCAGUAGGAAAACCAUUGCUGGUAUCCUGCAAGCAUUAUACAGUAAUUGUUAGGCGUCAGGCACAUUUUGUGACUGGCACAGUUCCAACUGUGACCACCUGGAGGUCUCUGGAAUGCCAGGUUGGCAAAUGACACCUCUGUCUGGUUGGCCCCUCCAGCUUUCUUAAGCUGGUAAGCAGAAGAGCUUAUUUAUUGCAUUUAGUAAGGGUAAAGGGACCCCUGACCAUUAGGUCCAGUCGUGGCCAACUCUGGGGUUGCGGUGCUCAUCUCGCUUUAUUGGCCGAGGGAGCCGGCGUACAGCUUCCGGGUCAUGUGGCCAGCAUGACAAAGCCGCUUCUGGCGAACCAGAGCAGUGCAUGGAAACGCCGUUUACCUUCCCGCCGGAGCGGUACCUAUUUAUCUACUUGCACUUUGACGUGCUUUCGAACUGCUAGGUUGGCAGGAGCUGGGACAGAUCAACGGGAGCUCACCCCGUCAUGGGGAUUCAAACCGCCGACCUUCUGAUCGGCAAGUCCUAGGCUCUGUGGUUUAACCCACAGCGCCACCCGGGUCCUUUUUAUUGCAUUUAUAUCCCACCUUUUUGUCCAAAGAGUACAUGGUUCACCACCUCCUCAGUUAAUCCCUACAGUGACCCUGUGAGGCAGGUUAAGAGGCUGUGACUGGCCCAAGGUCACCCAGUGAGCUUCAUGACUGAGUGGGGAUUUGAACUCUGGCCUCCCAGGCCCGUAUCUGACACUCUAACCACUACACCACACUGACUUCCUGGAGUACUUCUGCUAUGGGGCAGCUGUAUAAAUUAAGUAGGUAAAUAAACAUGGGAAAAGCAAAAUGUCACAGAGAAGGAUCUGAAAUAUUUUCCUUGAAGCUUGAAUUUGUUUUAUUUUGAAUUGUUUUAUUUGAUGUUUUAAUGUGAACUUUGAUUUUUUUUUCUUUAAAACAUAAAGUGGUAUAGAAAUGAUGAUUAUGAUAAUAAUAUCUGGGGGUGGUAGUCCCUAGACAUACCGUUGUGGCAACUGUAACCCAGGUUUAAGGUCCCAUUUGGUGAUUAGCUUAUAUACCUGAGUUUCUAACACCAUAGUUUUUUGAUUACCCAAACCCUGCUGAGCUACAUAAAUAUGGACCUGCUAAAACCCACAAUCUGAAGCCAUGCUUUUUGUUGGUUUAUUAAUUUGGUUUAUUUUAACUAUGGUUUGGUAUUACUUGUAAACCUGGCACUCUUCCAUAGCAAUGGUUUGUUUGCCCAUCCCAACCCAGGUGCGCAAUCUAGCUACAAAGCACGAUCAACUGGAAAACAAAUCAAGCUUUGGAGAAAAAAGCCAUGGUUUGUUUGAUCACCUGUGGGACUGCUUGUUGUUCAGUCAUGCUUUGUUAAACAAACAGCAGCUUAGUAUGUGUGAACAAGGGCCUUUGUAUUUUUCUAAAAAUGUUGUGUAUAUGACUGCUGUGGGUAUAGUCUAUAGUUUAUCCCUUCUGGGACUAUAGGAUGUUAGGUGCUAGCAUUAUCUAGUAAUGGCUCAGCAUUCCAAACAGUUGCACUGUCUUUCUGUAAAAAAAAAAUGUAAUCUGGUUUCUUUGGCAAAAGCAUAUCAAAUAUUAGAAACAUAAAACUAGGUCAGAGAUGUUUUUAAAAUGAUGAAUGAGAACCACAGAACCAUUAAACUAUCUGGGUCACAUUUUUCAGUUUUUCUUUUUACUUUAAGUACACAUUUUAUUAUGCCUAUUAACACACACAAAAAAAAAAAACAUUCUCACUAGAAGACCAUCCUGCAUUGUUUUAAAAGCUGUUUUUUUAACUUUAAAAGUGAAUUGCUUUUAUGGCAUAAUGCAGUUUCCCAAACCUUUUCCCUUUGUGGACCGCUUGAAAAUUGCUGAUGGUCUCGGUGGACCAUUUAAUGAUUUUUUUGCCUAUUGUAGCAGUUGCAGUGCACUGUGCUAAAUGCUGUUAUGAUUUUUAAUUGCAUUUUUACUGCUUUUUUGUUUCUUCUAAUGUAUGUAUUGCAAUUUGCAUUCCAUAGAAUUCAAAUUGUAAUGCAAUGUAAUACAAUAUAAGAUAUAAAAGAAGCAAUACAAGUACAAAAAAAUUCAGCAUAGACAUGCUACAGACUCAUAGAAUCAUAGAGUUGGAAGGGACCCUGAGGUUCAUAUAGUCCAACCCCCUUCAAUGCAGGAAUACGUAGGUGUCCCUUGCGGGGAUUUGUGUAGAAACUAGCCUACUGCAUAAAGUUAAAAUUCAUGUUGAUUGCUCCACUCACUUUUGUCUCUAGUCCCACCCACCGCUGGCAUGUGGGCUCUGGAAAGUUGCCCAGAGGGGAAUGCAGCCUUUGAGCUGAAUAGUUUCCUUAGCCCAGCCAUGAUGUGUCUAAGCUAAACACAGUGCUGUGCUUGGGUGGAUAUGCACGUGACGUUGGUGGUUCCAGGAGCAAGGUUAGUUUCAGUUUGUUGCUCAGGUGCUCACCAAGGGAAAAGUUCAGGUGGCAAUUACUCAUGUAAAAAGUCGUCCUUGCUUUUCUCAACUUUCCCUUGCACACAGUUCGUCCCUAUUUCCAUGCCUGAUCCUCUCUCCUAUAUACAGCCCCCUUUGUGCAGACACCCUUAUAAAAUUCAUUCCCCUUUUCUCUGCCUCCUCCUUUUUGCAACUCUCCCUUGCACCCAGGACGCCCUCAUUCCUAUCCUCCUCUCUUGUUCUACAGUUCCCUUCUUCCCACUCCCAUGCCAAGAUAUGUUACUGUAUCUGUAAGAUGAAUAGAACUUUAAGAGCAAGUCUGUCUGCUACCUAACGUUGAUCAGGGAUUGAUCGCUUCUUUACUAAGGUAACAAUUCUUGUCUCGAAUGCCACACACCCUUCCUCAUCUCUCACUACAGUUCGUUUUGUUUACAUGAGCCUUAAAGUAGGAGAGCUGGUUCAAUUCUGAAGGAUUGAAGUAGGCCACAAAACAAAUAGAACCUAUGGCCCUAGUAAAAUUAUGAGAGACUAUGGCUGUCAUUAAUGAAUAGCUUUCACUGGGGCGGGAGCAACCUUAGUGGGGGGGGGAGCAGGGAGGAAACCAAAAUAAAUGACUCAAGUGGAGCAACAAAAUGGCAAUACAUAUGCAACAUAUUCUGUGUCGGCGGGGCAGGAAGUAGAUGAAAAUGAAAGAGAACUUGAUUCCAUGAGAAUACUAUGUGUUGCUACCAUUCAGAAAUCCACAAAGAUAAAGUAUAGUAUUGUACAGUACAGUGUUUUCUCAAACAUUUUGACUAAUCCUAGAAGUUGUGGUCAUCAUUAUCUGCUUCAAGGAAGGAUUCAGCACUACAGUGGUACCUCGGGAUGCGAACGGGAUCCGUUCCGGAGCCCCGUUCGUAUCCUGAAUGGAACGUAAGACACGACAGUGCGUGCACCAGUUGCGUUUUGCCACUUCCGCGCGUGACGACAUUUUGAGCGUCUGCGCAUGUGUGAGCGGUGAAACCCGGAAGUAACGCGCUCUGUUACUUCCGGGUUGCCACGGAGCGCAACCCGAAAGCGCUCAACCUGAAGCACAUUCAACUCAAGGUAUGACUAUGCCAAUAAUAGCAAAACACUUCUAUGACUUUUAUUUCAUGUUUGUCACAUUGUUUUAUUAUUUUGCUGCUUAGGUUUUAGUAUUUUGUAUUUUCGGGUUUUUCUCUAUGUAACUAUGGAGUGGUUUUGUUUUGUUAUGGUGAAAGCUACUCUUGGCCCAUAGACCGUCUGAUUCAAAUAAAUCUAAGGAUUCCCUUAUCUUACUAUAUCUCCUCUUGUUAGUCUUGAACUGCUUCCAUUUACAACCUUGCACGUGCUGCGCAUACAGUCGUACCUCCUUUUGCGUCCGGGAUCCGUUCUGGAGUCCCAGACGCUUGAUGAAAGGGAUGCUGGACAAAGCGCCGCUCUGCGCAUGCGCAGAGCGCGAUUUAGAGCUUCUGCACGUGCAUGAGCGGCAAACCCGGAAGUAACCUGUUCCGGUACUUCGGGUUUGCCGCAGACGUUUGACGAAAUGGACCCUAAAUGGGACAGACUCAAAACCAGGUGCGACUGUACUGCUGCUAAAGUGUUUGACUUCUUAUAAAAAUCUAAGCCAUUUGCACUGGGAGGACAGGGGCGCAUGAGUGUGAAAGCUGUCUUGUCUGUCCUGUCCUAACCAGAAUAAUCCUGCUUACCUUUUAAUAGUGUUUGACUAUAAGAUGUAAUAACUCUUCAAAAUAUGAAGUUCAGAGCAUCAUAAUAGGAUGCAGAGAAACAGAGGAAAGGGCACUCCGAAAAAUUUUGCUUUUGAAAAGUUGUUCUUAACAGCCAGUGGCUUUGCCUAUGUAUUAAUGCAUGAUCUCUCUAUUACAAAUAGAUGAGAUACAAGGAUCUAAUUAUUCCUCUUUACCCUCCAACUUUUCUAAAAACAUUGCAAUAAAAGCUAUUAAUCCUACAUCCUGGUUGAUUGCGCUAAACAUAGUACAAUCCUUCUCUCUCCUCAGGCAUAUAUAAUUUAGUUUUAUAUAAAAUGAGAUAUUUAACUAGUUUAGGGAGUUUGCUUCAUUUUGGCACUUGUAUGCAAGAUGCAUUUUCCAUAACCUUUUUUUACAUUUUCUUGAGAAUGGAUCAAGUACUGCCAAGCAGCUGAUUGUUUCACAAGGGAAACAGUUUGGCUGGGGUAUCCCUCUGUCAACUGGAUAGAUGCCUAUUUUUAUCCUUGCUUCAUAAAACCUCCCAGCUGUCUUUAAUUUAAAUAAAAUGUGGAUAUGCUGGUUGAUCCAGAGUGAGAAAUUUCUGUCGAGAUCUGUCUUUUGUUGAAACACUCCAGUCUCUAAGCCAUUCAUUCUAAGGAUAAACUACUUUAGUUCCAAUUAUGGCAGAGAGCACAUACAACAAUUAUGUCAGGAGUUGCUGGGUUCACACAACACAGUGGUGUAUAUUAUUAGACUCUAUUGCAAGUUAUGUACUCUUGACAAGUAGAGACUUUUAUUGACUGUCAUCUAUGGCUCAAAAUAUCUUGAGGAAGUUUAGAUGUGAAGCAGUCAUCAAAGUAGCUCAGUGCAGUUCUUUGUUUGCAUUUGGCACACAGAGGACGUUGUCAGUCAGGAGAAUGUUCUCCUCAGUCAUUCUUAGAGACCACAGAGACCUGUAGUUAGGACGAUAAUCUUUUAGUGUAUGGUGCACAAGCCAUUUACUUACUUUCUUAUUACAUUUUUAUACUGGCCAGUAGCCAUUUUUUAUUUCAUGUUUAUGUCUCACUUUUAUAUAUUAUGGUUUUAAUUUUUACUGUUAACCUCUUAGUUGACACCUUUGUAGUUGAGCAGUAGGGAUGCAGGUAGUUCUGUGGUCUAAACCACUGAGCCACUUGGGCUUGCCGAUCAGAAGGUCAGUGGUUCAAAUCCCCACAACGGGGUGAGCUCCCGUUGCUCUGUCCCAGCUCCUGCCAACCUAGCAGUUUGAAAGCAUACCAGUGCAAGUAGAUAAAUAGGUACCUCUGCGGCGGGAAGGUAAACGGCGUUUCUGUGUGCUCUGGUUUCCAUCACCAUGUUCUGUUGCUCCAGAAGCGGUAGAUGAGCAAGUAGAUGGUCACUUAUUGUUUUAAGCUUAUCAUCAUGUGGAAGAAUUAGUCCUCUCCAAAGUGAUACCUGAGUAACUGGGGACCUGACAGUUGACUUUCUGUAAACACAACAUAAAAAUAGGAACCAAAUUGAUUCAAAACAAUCCUGUUUUGAAGUGCUGUGGACCAGUCUACUAUUGUAAGUGAGCUUUUCUGAGAGUGCCACAGACAAGAUCCUGUCCAACCAUCCUUUCUUUCACAACCCUAUUUUGCAUUUCCAGUGGCGUGCUAUCUGUGCCUGCACUAUUGCCAGCAAUAAAGCAACAAAUCCCUUGUGUUACACAGAAAAAUCUAACUCACUAUCUUUUGACAGUAGUGGGAAACGAGGAUCUGGGUUUAGGAGUUGCCCGAAAUUGUAGAAAAAAAUCAUUGUAAUGCUUAACAUAUGUGCAGUUCCACCCACAACCCCCCAGCACAAUGGAAAUAUAUUUGGAUUAGUACUAUGAUGUUUCACCAAGAUCCAGUGCCAAUGAAAUACAAUAUUGAGAACUGCCUUCUUAAUUUUAGCAGAAAUAGAUUUCAGGGGCAGGUGGGUCUACAAACAUUCUAAAUUGGAAUCAUCUAUUUUUAUCCUGAGAUCUUCUUCCUAUGCAUAUUUCAAUGCCACUAUAGACCACAUGGACACAUUGAUGAGAAGCUUGUAAGUCUUAGAAGCAGUCCCCUUAAAUUCUGACAAAGGUCGUGUACAAAGAUGUUGGUAUACAGUUUGAAAACACAGGCUAUGGGCCACACCUAUGAAGCCCCAUAGCAAAUGACAAAGAAAAAUAGCUUUUCGUAGCCAAUUGCAUGGUGGCCCCAUGAGCUUGGGCAGUCUGUUAAAAUCAUUGUUUUUAGUCAUCUUCUUGAAAUUGCCUUAUGAAGAUGUAUCAUGUUGUUUGUCAUCUUUUUAUGUUGAUAGUUUUAUGUUGAUACAUAGAGUUAAGACAAUGAAAUUCAGUUUGGUAAAUUAUGGAGACCAUGCUGAAGGAAGAACACUCUAGUGUGUAGUAGAGUGGAAGACCAGUCUAGUGCUAAUAUCAGUGGCCAAAAUCAGUUGGUAUGGAGAACCUGCAAUUUUUAUCUGGGCUAGACUAUGGAUUAACAAUGUGUGAGAAUGGCAUAUGUGUGGAAUCCAGUUGGGGCAUCUUUUGCAGUUGCUCCACUGAGACAUCUGCUAAUGGGCAGAAGGGAAGGAGAGGAUUGUUGCCAGUUCCCCUUUCUGGGAGCCCCCAGUCUGUUCUUGAGGGUUGGGGGACCUUCAAACAGAUCUUGGGGGGCACAGGAGGCUGCAGAGGGGCAAACAGUACUUUGCUGGUUGAGGCAUAGAUGCAGUUACUGUUAACAAACUUAUAUUUUGCAAUUGGCAUAAAUGUAAAACCCACUGAUGAUUAAAAGUCUCUUGUUAUUUUAUUUAUUUAGGCAAGUCGUGUAUCACUUAUAUUUGGGAGGGGGAGAUUUUAAACAGUUGCCAGUAUAUUUUAAAACAUAGAGUAUAAAUAAUAAAGUACUGAAAAAAAUUCACAUUAUAGAACAUCACAAUUAACAACUAAUCUGGGCACUGUCUAAUAUCAGCAUAAGCUACAGAAAUACACUGAAAAUGCCAAGUUUUAGAACAUAGUUAGCAGCUAAGCAACUAAACAAAAUGACCUCUAAAAAUAGCAAUAAAAUACUACAAAUUAUAAUAAACUACAUAAUAUAAAACCCACAUUUUAAAAUAAUAUAAUUGACAAGUAAGCAAAAUAAAAAGCAAACUCUUUCCAAACCACCAUAUGACCAGUCAAUCAUAUACUUAAACAAACUGAUCUAAUUAAAUUCCUAGCCCCUCCUUUUUACCGAUAAAGACAGCUUAAUCUAACUGUAGCAAAAAAUUCCACCCACUUCUAUUCAAGAGCACCCUUUCAUAAUCAACGCUCAGAACAAACAGAUAAAUGCUAUAAACCAACAUACUCAAACCUCAGUCUUCUAGCAUGCCCUCCAGUUAAACUAUUCAUUCACCACAACCACUCCUAUAAUUCAAUCUAACAUCAACCACCGACUCACAUGUCUACACCAUGAGACUUUGACCCUCUCCUAAAUAAAACUUUCCUGCCAAUAAUGCCCCCUCACCUCUCACUCAGGGUUACUGGUGGAGAUAAUUUAUCCCCUCUAUUAGUCUGGCCUUUUAAAUGUGUUUGUGGGGUGGGAGGGAGGUUACUGGUUUUUUCUUUCUUUGUCUAUUUUAUUACAUUAUGUAUUUGUGUUUUUAUUUUGUCUUUUUGUGCUUUAAACCACCUCAUGAUCUUUGGAAGGGCAGUAUGAUAGAGGGGGGGGGGGGAGAGAGAGAGAUAUUCUAUCUAUCUCUAUCUAUCUAUCUAUCGUCUGUCUGUCUGUCUGUCUGUCUGUCUGUGUCUCUAUCAGCAGCCAAGCAAUAACACUUCACCCAUAUGAAUGAAUGCCUUGUAUAAAUACCACCUACUUCCCUCAUCUCUCACCUGAAGAACCAAAAACUACUCCAGUAUCAGGUUGCCACCCUAAGAAAGUGUAGGAAUAAAUGUCUUCAGGUUCAUAUGCAACAUGAUGAUAAAACCUUAUGCACCUCUCCCCGCAGAAAACGGGAGAAAGCAGUAAAAAUACAAUAUGAGGUGACACCUUUGUUCUUCUGGUGUACCUGAAGGGUGAUUGGUGUUGGCCUGCUGCAGGAGAUCUACCACCCUUGGCAGGUCUGUUCAAAAAGCCCCAGUCCCAUAAGCAGCGAGUCAGCCUGCUGCUCAGCUGAUUGCAUUAAGCCAGAUAACAAGGCUCUGAAUCACAGCCUGCUCACUUGCCCAGGUCUCACCAUUGUGUGAGGUGUAACAGUGAUUCCGCCUGGGGGGAAAUUGUGCAUAAGGGCCUUCCAUGUCCCCUCCCUUCCUUUGCACAUACUCACACAGUUUUGCCCAGAAUCUAGUAAAUUUAAUGUUUGAAGAAUAUUAUUGCCACUUCACAUUACCUGACCAGUCUAUUGACCAUUUUAUAGAAUCACAUUUAUGUUAUGGGAACUUCUAAGUGAGUGGGACAGGACUCUGAUAAUAGUCUGGAGGAGCUGAUUCUCUGAAUCCUGUCACAUGACAUCCAUUUCUGUUCUGUCCACUUUUAGUUUUUCAUGGUUAUCAGGUAGCAGAAGUUUUAAGUAUAGGAAGUAAGACUUGUUAAAAAUUGCUACAUCUUUUAAUUAAUAUCCAAAUUCAAGGUCAAUAUUAUAAGGCCUUAUUUCUGUACUGUAUCAUUCUUAAUAAAGCCUUUUUAAAAAGUCUGUAAUUGAUUCAUCGGUGCAAUUGGUUAAUUGCCUAAGUUGCAAAUUAAAAUAGAUUCUUCGAAAUCACCACUCAACAGUGGUGAUUAUGGGCUGGUAUUCUAUUCUCCCAUUCUGCCUUGUCAUAUGAAAAUUGUACUAGCCCUUCUCUCACUACUCUUAACUAAUAGAUUUUACAUUAACACAGAUAAUUGCUGUGGUUUACACCUAUCAUGCUCUGUCAACUAGAGUUUGCUAGCCAGCUGUAACUUCUAGUUUUUGAUCAUACAUAAAACUGUGCAAACUCUCUUUUAUUUAUUUCAGAUAUGAAAACCGCUGGAAGGGAUUAACUCUUCACACAGUGGCUUCAUUCUAAUGAUCAUAUGUCAGCUUAAUGAUGUGAACCAUGAAUUAGUCCUUUGCCCCUCUCUUUGUAGCACAAGCAAUUGAGCAAUUUGAAACAGUGGUUCCCAAACUUUUUGUGGCCACCGCUCCUUUGGUUCCAUAACCUCAUCCUCGGUGCUCCCUGCCCUUUGAAAAGCAUUAUUCAGAAAAGUGAUUUGCAUAACCCACUAAGGAAUAUAACAAAUAAAAUUCAAAACUAUAACAGUUAAUUGCACAUUUAUUCAAAAUCCAAUUAAAACUAAUCCAAUUAAAACAAUUUUAUUUAUUUCAACAAAAUUGAUGAAUUUGUUCCAGUGAUACAUAGUCUUUUCAAAGUCUGAUAGACAUUUACACCUCCAGCAUCCCUGGGCCACCACCUUGCCGCUUAGCAUAAGGUUACCAGAUUUUUUUCAGUGAAUCCGGGGACACUUUUCAACUUCAAUGAAUUUUGUAUGGGGACUGAUUUGUAAAUCCAGGGACUGUCCCCGCUGGUAACCUUAUCUUAGCACCUCAGGUAAUCCCCCCACUCCCAGGGGGUGGUACCACCCACUCUGAGAACCACUGUUCUAGAUUGUUCUAAGGCUGGUAACCAUAGUCCCCCCAUUUGGACAAAAUAGAAAACUAUGUUUAACUGAAGGCAUCCUGUUUUAAUUGUGAGUUGUGCAAAGGAGUAGAGAGCAGUCGAGUUGCCUGUGCAGGCAAAAGUUUUGUUCAUAUCUUGACUUACUAAACCAAAAUACAACUGACCAAAUUGGGAUGGUGAAGUAAGUUUGAUAGCACAGUUUUUCUUGUGUCCUGGAAUCGGUUCAUGUAAAUCUCAGUAGACAUGUCUUCAUGCCAAGGAGGAUAUUUAUGAGGAAGGGAAAAUAAUUGUUCUAUUGGGAUGUUAUUCGCACACACUGAUCUAUCUGAACCAUGCCAAUACGCUGCGCAGCUGUUUUAGUGACAUAAGGUUUUUUGUUUAAGUAAGGACGUAAAUAAGAACUUCCUUCCUCUUCCAUUCAUGCUUGUUUUAACUUGAUGUGGAAUUGUGAUUUGGUGAAGAAUGAUCAUGAAGUUACCAUCCCUUGUAAAGCAAUCCAUGAAAACGUUUUCAUCUGAGGUAUUCUCUUUACAUAGAGACACUUGAUCUACAAGAUGAAAACAACAUGGUUUCGUAUUUUCACUUUCAGGGAAUUAUUUGGGGACUGCUGACUGGGUGGCACCUUGCUGUUCAUAAUUGCCAAAAGGCUUUAAAAAUACUAACAAAUACCUAAACGGGGGAAUUAAGAGGGUUAGCCCAGUUCAUGGUAACACACAGUUUAAAUUAAUAAUCCAGAUUGAAUUGUUACAUUGGCUACCUUUUUGAAGAGCUUUGAGAAGCUUCAGUUGGUUCAGAAUAUGGCAACAAGGCUGUUGGUGAAUGCUUGUCCAUGGGUCUAUAUUGCACUUACCCUGUACUGAUAGUAAAUACCUUUAAAAACCCCAAAGCAUAGUUGGUUCAGUCAGCCUUCAAUGGUUUGUUUGCUGUCUUCUGCUGUUUUAAAUACUUUUCUGUUCUUGCAAGGUUUUGCCUCACCAGGCAAAUAAUGUGUUCUGUGAUGAGCUUUGCAUUUUAGCUGCUGAGACUGUCUCUAUGUUUUUAAAAUGAUAUCUUAAUUGCUGUAAGUAUCUCUGAUUAAUGCAUAUACAUUUGAAGAGUGGGGUAUACAUUCUUGAAUAAAUAAAUAAAACAGCUAGACUUGUGACUGGGAGUGGCUGACUGGACCAUAUAUCACCGGUCCUAAAGGAUCUACAUUGGCUCCCCGUACAUUUCCGAUCACAAUUCAAAGUGUUGGUGCUGGCCUUUAACGCCCUAAACAGCCUCAGUCAGGUAUACCUGAAGGAGUAUCUCCACCAACAACACAAUCUAGUAAAGGAAACAAGUUUAAAGUAAGAUGGCAAAGAAUGUUAAUGAUAUUGCAGAAGUAUAGAAUGUUAUAUUUAGGAUUAUCUCCAAGUGUAAGUAUUAAAGAGAAUUGCUUUAAGAUGUAGUAGUGUUAUUUAUGAUACACAAUGUUGUAGUCAAAAUUGGAAAUGUGGAAAAUCUGGAGUUGAUUUCAUGCACAUGUGAUGGAGCUUGUGAAAUGGUGAAAUAAUACUGAGAAAAGAUUGCUAAAACACUGAAACUGACUCAUUAUUUACCUUUACACUCUUGAUUAAUACUUCACAGUUAUAUGAAAACAGCCAUGCUAUCAUAACGGCAUAUUUUAGGAGGCUGUUUAUUAAUAACUACAUGAAUGUUACUGGUCACAAAAUGGCAUAUACUCGCAACUCCUACAGUACAAAAAUAGUUUGCUGAAUAAACAAAAUUGGUACAACUGAGGGAAAGGAGGCAGAAAAAGGAACAGUUUGAAAAAUCCUGGUCUCACGUUUGUAAGCAAAAAUUUGAAAUUGAAGCGUUUGAGACCUCACUGCUGAAAUGAUCGGAUAACAACAGGAGGAUAGCAUGGAGAAUGAUAAGAGUAAAUAAUGAAAUUAUGCAUUAAAUAUUAUACUAUUAUAUUUAUUUCCUUAUGUAUUAUAAUAUAUAUUUGUAUUCUAAGUAUAUAUUUGAUAAACUUAUUUAGAGAUGAAAUUUGCUAUAGGUGGACAGAGCAGUAUCUAAGUUUAUUUUAUGCAUUUUAGCAGGGAGCUGUAUCACAAAGUUUGAAGUGUAAAAUCCCAGUAAUAGUUAUGGUCCGAUCGCCACAAAAGGAGAGGGGCAUGGGUAUUGAAGCUGAAAACAGGUGCAAAGAGAGGUACAGAAUAGAACAGAAAAGUGGCUUCCGUAGUGGGAUUGGCAAGGUGAAAAGCAAGUUUAGUAGUUGCAAUGCCGGGGGGGGGAGCUAUAUGGUGGGGAUGGUAGAACACCAUUCAGUCCUUACAACUACCUUUUAUUAAGUAGAACAAAAAAGAAUUUUAUUGGCCGCAAGCUACAAAGUUCAACAAUUGCAACCCUGUUAUUGCUUAAUAAUUACCUAUGUAAUUAUGCAGGAAGGAUGGUUCACUUAGACUGUUGAAGGUAAGAAUUCAAGAUUGCAGGUGUUGCCUUCUGGCAUCUUGCUGUUUCUACUUGUCUGUCAACUCUGCAACUAACGAACGGUUGUGUUUUUGAAUCCGCAGAUAGCAUAUGCAGUGCAUUUAUUUAGCUCUUUUUGGUAUGUCCUAAAGACUUAGUCAAAAGCCAACUAAUGCUUUUUAAAUUUAUUUUACGGGCUGUGGCACAAUAGUAAGGUUGGCUCAGCAACCCACUACAUUACCUUGAUGCCUGAAAGUUGCUAGUGAAUAUGGUUUAGUUUGUAGAUGGCAACAGAUCUGUUGCUGGUAUUCCCCUAUCUACCAUAGAGCAGAAUUAGGGCAGUGUCUGAGGAGAAAAGCAGGACUUUUCCACUCUCCACCUGGCCCAAGCUGGGGCCUUACAGGCCUCAUAAGGACUGCUGCUGCAGCUGCUGCCCAGCAAGUACAGUGGUACCUCGGGUUACAUACGCUUCGGGUUACAUACGCUUUAGGUUACACACUCCACUAACCCAGAAAUAGUGCUUCAGGUUAAGAACUUUCCUUCAGGAUAAGAACAGAAAUUGGCUCCGGCGGUGCGGUGGCAGCGGGAGGCCCCAUUAGCUAAAGUGGUGCUUCAGGUUAAGAACAGUUUCAGGUUAAGAACAGACCUCCGGAACGAAUUAAGUACUUAACCCGAGGUACCACUGUACUGGGGUAUUUUGGGGAAAGUUUGUUGGGAGUUUUUGCUGUUGUUACUGAUACUAAAUGAUAUUACUGAUACUAACUUUUUGUAUCUUCAUUUUUAUGUGGAAAUUGUUCAGUUUGGUUAUGAAGUUUUAAAUGCGUUUUAUUUAUUUUUGACUACUUUGCUAUGUUUGUAAUCAUGUCAAUCUUUUCAUAUUGGAAGCCGCCUUGAGCAUUGUUUUAACUGUGGAAAGGUGGCGUACAAAAAAAAAAUAUGGGGGGGAUUCAUAGAACCAUGGAAUUAUAGAGUUGGUCCCCAACCCCAAGGGUCAUCUAGUCCAACCCCCUGCAAUGCAGGAAACUCAUCUAAAGCAUCAUGACAGAUGGCCGUUCAGCCUCUGCUUUAAAACCUCCAAAGAAUGAGAGGCCACCACCUUCCCAAAGAGUCUGUUCCAUUGUUGAGCAGCUCUUACCGUCAGAAAGUUCUUCCUGAUGUUUAGUCGGAAUCUCCUUUCUUGUAACUUGAAGCCAUUGGUUCAUGCCCUACCCUCCAGAGCAGGAGAAAACAAGCUUCCUCUAUCUUUCCUGUGGCAGCCCUUAGAUAUUUCAAGAUGGCUAUCAUACCACCGCUCAGUCUCCUUUUUUCCAGGCUAAACAUACCAAACUCCCUCAUCUGUUCCACAUAAGAUCAGACCCUUGAUCAUCUUGUCAAUGUCCUCCUUAAAUUUGUCGUGCCCAGAACUGGACACAGUACUCCAGGUGUGGUCUGACCGAGGCAGAAAAUAAAUGGUACUAUUACUUCCCUUAAUCGGGAGACUGUACUUCUGUUGAUGUUGAUUUAUGGCUGGAACUAUUAGUUUAAGACUGGGAAAUACAUUGCAAGCUCUAGGGGUGUGUGUGCAUACUAGCUGAAUGCACACAAAUUUUGCAGAUAUGCAAAGAAGAAAAUUAUAUAUGCAUGUAAACAUAAUUCAGGAAACAGGUUGUGUCUUGGUUCUAAAAGCAGACAAAGGUGUGAGUGAAAAUCAUUUGCAUUAUGCUUCCACAGAAAGGAAUGUAGCCAAACUAUUCAAUAUGUGGUUUAUGUUAGUCUCUGCAGUGUAGGCAGUAGGAAAAGCUAUUAGCUUCCGAAAUAUGGUAAGGCCUGAAGCUUUACUUGGAAUCCUACCUGUACAAAUUCUAUUGAACUCAGUUGGGUUUACAUUCAGAUAACCAUGCUAAAGAUAGAGCUGUUAGUUUCCCAAGAAGUGCAUGUAGAAUUGCGAAGUGUUGGUUGUAAAAAUGUAUUUUCCAUGGAUUCUCAUGUAAGAAAUGGCAAAGAAACUGUUCCCAGUCCAUAGUUGAACGAAGUGCUUCUGCUGUCUCCUAGGUAAAGGAAGGGUGAAAUAUGUAUUGUAGUUUACUUUUAACUCUGAUUGAGGAUUCUUUUUCUUAAAUGAAAGAACUAAUCCCAGGUCUUUGGGCCUGUUUGACUUUUAAAUAUGGUUGGCCAUGGUGCCUAAGCCAUGUCUUCACACUUUAAUUUCUCUUGACACAUUUAUUUCUUCCUUGACUUGUUGGCUCUUUCAUACCAUAGCUUGCCAUUAUGUCUGAACAGGCAAACUAUGGUUUGUACUUGUUCCUUAAACCAGAAUAGAUUUGCACGGCGGUUUCCCAUUCUGGUUUGGAGAACAAGUGCCAAGCUGUAGUUUGCUAGAACCAGGAAGUCACAGAGGGAAUUUAUAUGUGAGAGAAGGAAGAAGCGCUGACUUUUUAGACCCAGUGGUUAAACCAGCCCCUAUCUGUGCCUGCCUGUUCUGUGUAUUGUGAUGAGUUGUGCAAGCAUCAUCAGUUAGUAUUUUUAGAAUAUGGUUGUUUACAAUUAAAUAUUUAAUUACAGUUAAAGGCUUAUAAGAAUAGGCACUCUGAGUAAUAGUGAAGAGAGCAAAACGGAGCCCAACAGCUCAUGUUAUCAGUGCCUGAGCAUUUGCUGUUGGGGCUGCCCCUCCACCUUCUCAAGCAUUUUUGCCCCGGGGGUGAUUACUCUCAAGUGGUUGACAAAGCAUGAUAUCUUGGUUGGCCGUUUGGGGUUGUUUGGGAACUGCAGUGAUAGGAAUGAAGAACACUUCUUACCUUUGUUCAAACUUGCCCACUGUGUGCUUGGGUUAGGAAGAAGUUAGGGGGUGGGAACUCAUGACCCAUUAGGCUAAAUUCAGCCCACUAGCGAUGUACUGUGGCUUAUCAUGUUUUCUAUCACAGACUGGCAGGAAAGCCAGGAGGUUUUUUGAUCUUCUGGUGGUUGGUACACUGUGUUCACUUCGUUGGGUUACAAGUUGUCCAAGCCUCUUGCAGGGGUUGGGACGUAUAGGAUUGGGAAAAGAGUUAAUUGAGGCAGUGCUGCCUCCACACACAUGUAAGAGAGAAGGUAUGCCUGUGAAGUAUCAUUGUGUUGCAGAGUUCAAACCAUUGUGAAGGAAUGAAGUGGGAAUUCUGGGGAAUGUAUCAUGGGAAUGAAAAUGAGAGGGUGAUCAGGGAUUCAUAGAGCUGGAAGGGACCUUGGAGGCACCUGGGAGAAAUUUAUGGUUUGGAUAUGUCAAACUGGGGUUGAUUUUAGGUGAGUAUCUGAACUGGACAAGGGAAAGAUGUCUUGCACUGAUAAGUAUGGGACCAGGUAUUACUGGUGAUUCAGUGUUCCUUCCAGUAUUAGAAAUUCAGGUGAAUAUGCUUAUACAAAUGCAACUGAGGAAGGCAUGUAUUCCCCACUCCUUUUUAAUGGUUCUUUGUGUUUGUUUUUAAGACCUGUUACAGCCGUAGCUCAGCAAAAACUGUUACUCUAACAGUAUUUCUUAACUACAGAAUUGAAUCAGAUUGCUGUUGGGUUUAGCUUAGUGGUUAUGAACUAUAAUUAUAUAGUAUGGCAACUGUAUGCAGGAAAAGAUGUUUUUAUUGUAGCAGUUUGAAGACUGUGUCCAUCUUUGUAAAAAACAAAAACAAACCACAGUUGAAAUGCUGAUACUGAGUCCUUGUUGAAAGGAAUUUGGCAGCUCCUCUGGACUUUUGCUGGAUAAGUACCCACAUUGUACAAACCAACAAUGUCUCACAUGGCAGGGAAUCUAAAAAAACUGAAUACUCACAUAAUUGCCACUUAAAUCCUUAUAUAAAGGAUCCAUUUAGCAAGAAUAAGAGGGUGUUUAUUAUUGAUGGCUUUUUAGAAAGCUCAGUAUUUAUAAGCUGGCUUUUUAUAGACCAAGGCCAUAUUAUUUUAUAGACUUUGCAUCUUCUAAAAGAUACAAUCCCCCCCCCCCAUUACAACUAUGUCCCAAGAAAUCCCAUCCAAUAUUUCAAUUUAAGCUGACUGUUUUUAAAUAAUUUAUUUGCAAUAUAUUUCACUUAACUGAUUUAUUGAACCCCGACAAGAGCAGGCAACCUCCCAUCUCAUCCGGUCUGGGAACCACCCACUAACAGUGCCUCAGUCUUAUCUGGAUUGAGCUUUAGUUUAUUGGCUCUCAUCCAGUCUAUUAUUGAGGCAAGACAACGGUUUAGCACAUCCACUGCUACGCAAGUAGAGCUGUGUUGUCAUCAGCGUAUUGCUGACAAUGUACUCCAAACUUCAGAUAACCCCACUCAGUGGUUUCAUGUAGACGUUAAACAGCAUGGAGGAUAAAAUUUAACCUUGAGAAACCCCACAUUGAAGGCUUCACGGGGCUGAACAUCACCCUCUGGAAAUGACUAUCCAAGUAGGACCAGAACUUCCACAAAGGGGUGUCACCCACUCCUAACUUGGACAGCUGCUCCAGAAGGAUACCACAGUUGAUGGUAUUAAAAGCUGCUGAAAGGUAAAGGAGAAUGAACAAGAACACAUUUCCCCUGUCUCUUUUCUGACAGGCCAUCAUACAGGGGAGUGGGUGGCUCUGUGGUCUAAACCACUGAGACUCUUAGGAUUGCUGAUCGGAAGGUUGGUGGUUCGAAUCCACGCAACAGGGUGAGCUCCCAUUGCUCUGUCCCAGCUUCUGCCAACCUAGAGUUCGAAAGCACACCAGUGCAAGUAGAUAAAUAGGUACCACUGCGGUGGGAAGGUAAACAGUGUUUCCAUGCGCUCUGGUUUCCGUCACGGUGUUCAGUUGUGCUAGAAACCCCAUGACCCAGAAAGCUGUCUGUGGACAAACGCUGGCUCCCUUGGCCUGAAGCGAGAUGAGUGCUGCAACCCCAUAGUCGCCUUUGACUGGACUUAACCGUCCAGGGGUCAUUUAACUUUUACCUUAUAGGGUAAGCAGUUUCUGUGCCCAAACCAGGCCUAAUUGAAAUGGAUCAUGAAAAUCAGUUUCCUCCAAGAGUGCCUGGAUCUUAUAGCAUUCCCUUUGAACACAAGGUUCUGCUGCACAAUGCCAGGCAAAAAAUCAUAUACACUGCUAAAACUUCCUGACAAUAUAAAGAGGAUGUUUCAGAUAUAUAUACACAUACAAACACACACACACAAACAAACCAACAGACAUAUAUAUAUAUGUUUCAUACUGCCUUCCUGGUGCUAAAUUUAUCAGCUUUGAAGUAAAUCCCAUUUCAGCAGGACAUUUCUUUCAAGUAACUGUUCUCCAACUGUUGCAAUCGGUCCUUUGUUGCAGAGUGUACGGACAUAGCUCAUUUUUGAUUUUUUCUUCAAGAUUUAGAUUGUGUGGUCUUAACUCAGUGCCUUUUGUUUUCUAAAUGUUUAUUGUCCGUUUAAUAUAUCAUUUAUAAUAUGAUUGUGCUUCUUUAUAUUCCAGGAAUGGUAAAAAGAAAGAGCUAGCAAUAGAUUGAACAGGGGCAGUGAGGUCUUAAUAGUAAGAGAAAGAACAACGUGCAGUGAUUUGAGGAGCAUUUUCAAAUCCCUUUAAGGUCUACUACAGAUAAGCAAUUUGUUAAUCAGUGUUGCUAAAUGUUUGGCCUAAGAAGCUUUUGAGUGCUGGUUUGACCAAUAAAGCCUUAAACCGCUCAGGACCACAACACCUCAAGGACUGCCUCUCCCCAUAUAAACUGUCCUGGACUCUGUGUUCAUCAUCUGAGGCCCUUCUUUAUGUGCCUGCUCCAUGAGAGGUCUGAAGGGCAGCAACACGAGAACAGGCCUUUUCUGUAGUGGCUCCCGGUUUGUGGAAUGCUCUCCUCAGGAAGGUUCGCUUGCACCGUCAUUAUUUAUAAUUUAGACACUAGGCGAAAACAUUCUUCUUCAACCAGGCCUUUGGCUGAUUCAUAUCCUACAGCCUUUUAACUAUAUCUGUGAGGAGGAUGGUUAUUGUUUUGUGGUAUUGGCUUAAAUAUUUACCUGUGUUUUAUCUUUAUUUUAUUCUGUAAACUGCCAUGGGAUCUCUUGAUGAAGGGUGGUGUAUAAAUUUAAUCAAUAAAUUAAUUUGAGGGCAGCAUCCCAUAUAACAGUUCAUCUGUGCUGAUGCAACCAGUGUCUCUUAAAAUGCUGUCGUGGCUGAGUGUAAUGUAACUUUCUGAAUACAGUGGUACCUCGGUUUUCAAACGCCUCCAAAGUUGGAAUGUUUCGGAACUCAAAACGCCAAAAACCCGGAAGUAAGUGCCUCAGUUUUCAAAUGCGCCUCGGAAGUUGAACAAGAAACGCGGCUUCCGUUUUGAGUUUUCCGUAUUGAGUCUUGUGCUUUCAUUUUUUGAAUGUUUCAGAACUCGAACGGACUUCCGGAAUGGAUUAUGUUUGAAAACCAAGGUACCACUGUAGUUAAAUUUGAAAUGUGCUGCUUUCUAUACUUUUGAUAUUCUGUGCACUAUAGUUUUGCAGGCUACGUUCAGAAAUAUAAAUUGAAGAAAGCAAAUAAUGCAGCCCAUUCACUUCCACUUUUAAAUUCUGCUUUUAACAACAGAGAUCCUACUUAAUGUUUGAAUUAUGUUUGACAAGCUAUUCUUAAGAGGUCAAUGUUCAGCUGUUGAGCCCCUGGAUGUGAAGACUUUUGGAUUAAGAUUUUUGUAUGUCUGAACCUUAAUUUUAGAGCUUCAGUUUCGGGGAAAAUAUUUCACUUCUGACCAGCGGCUGCAUAUUGCAGGUAUAGGUUGUACUCAUAUGGAAGCUUGCAAAGUACCCACAGAACUUGCUUUCACACAGCCCAUAUGGAGCUGAUGGAACACGUUACAAAAAAUGCAAGUGUGAAAGCCCCCAACCCUAGAGGCAGCUGCAUAGGAAAAAAAAUAUUACUCUGUUCAAAGCCUCUCACUAAGAUGGAUCUCCAUAACCUCAGACAUGGAUUUUUGUUCAAAUUUGGCUUACCAAAUAGUUUCGGUAUUAUUUUUUCAAAUAGGCCUUGAGUCACAUUCUGCUCAGCUGCUAUUUUUAGCAGCCAGCUUCUUUGAAUUAGACUUAGCUGAUCGCAAAGAGUACACGCAGAGCAGCCAGGGCUGUGCACACACAGCCCUUCUUUGAAAGCUAAAAUCCUGCUCACAACUGCUUAGCAAUAAAGUGGGAGGGGAGACGACUGAGUCUAGCUCUCUACUUCUGUCACAAAGAGUUCAGCGGUGGGAACUGAGCUUUCUAUUGAAGGGUUUUCUAUGUGCAUUCUCAGCUGCAGGUUUGAAAAGAAGAACCACCAAUGGUUAGAGACAUAGAAGAACAAGGAUAUUUGUAUCAUUGUCUUGGCCAGCACAAAUACAGCCCUAGAUAGUUUAGAGUGUUGGUCAACUGGCUAAUUACUUUAAAUCACUGAUUUAUUAGAACAGAGAGACUUGUAAUGACAAAAAAGUGAUAUUCUAAACAACUGUGAACUAGAAGGUGAUGCUGGGGGGACAUUGCUCAACCCCUUUGCGGGGUCCUUUGGGGGUCUUACAGGGUUCUGUUCUCUCCCAAGCACACACAAAAAGACAGCUGCCAAAGUAGUUGCCUGGAGAUCCAGAAUGUGGAUGACACCCAAUUUUAUCUGUUUUCAAUUAGAUGCUGAUUGCACAUGCCAAUUACAAAAACUGAAAUGCAGUUGUGCUGUUUAGUAUAGUGCUAAAGGUUUUUGUCCUGGUCUUCUGGAAUAUAUUCCUCUACCACCCCACCCCUUCUCUCACGCACACAUAAAAAGGUAAAGGUACCCUUGCCCGUACGGGCCAGUCUUGCCAGACUCUAGGGUUGUGCGCUCAUCUCACUCUAUAGGCCGGGAGCCAGCACUGUCCGCAGACACUUCCGGGUCACGUGGCCAGCGUGACAAGCUGCAUCUGGCGAGCCAGCGCAGCACACGGAACGCCGUUUACCUUCCCGCUGGUAAGCGGUCCCUAUUUAUCUACUUGCACCCGGGGGUGCUUUCGAACUGCUAGGUUGGCAGGCGCUGGGACCGAACGACGGGAGCGCACCCCGCCGCGGGGAUUCGAACCGCCGACCAUGUGAUCGGCAAGUCCUAGGCGCUGAGGUUUUACCCACAGUGCCACCCGCGUCCCUUCUCACGCACACAUACUUGCACUUAAAAGGGAGCAGGUACCUUCCACUGAUUAUAAUCCGGCACCAGACUCACGGACCACAGGUUCCCCAGCCCUGCUGUGGACGGUAUCCAGCCACAUGGACUUGGUAUAAGGAAGCAACACCCUGUGUUCCAACCACUGUUCUUCCUCCUCACGCUGUCAGUACUGAAACUAGGUGGUGCAGUGAAAAAAAGAGACCUGGGGUUGGCAAGAAAGUGAUGAUCUCUUGUCUAGCAGGUGCAGCCUGUUUUUUGUGUUCUUUUUUUGCCCGGUUUUUCCAGAAGGAAGUUAGCAGGAAGGGAAAGACUGAAAUGUUCAGCUCUGUCUUGCCCCUUUCUCCAAAGUGGUUUCCAAGAUGCAAGCUGACUGCAGGUGGGGGAGGGACAGGCUCCUUGUUUGAAACUGUUUAGGAAGCCUUAAGGCUGAAGUGUUGGCCAUGCUUUAAGUAAACCUGCUAGAAGUCUCCCUUACUUGGUUUAUUUGGCUGUCCCAGACUAUUUGCCUCGUCCUGAACUAAUUUCAGUUCUUGUUUAUGUACUGGAAAAGCUUCUAGGCUGCCACUUAAAAAAUAAUAAUACACCAACCCUUAACAUCCUUCAUGUUAGGUCAACACUUUGCCCAUACCUGAAUGCUGGUUACUGCCUUCUUCUUUACCUAACUUGGCCUUGCUCUAGAAAUCUUUUGCUCUUGUACAUACGUGGUUCAACCACUUUUCUAAUUGUUUUCUACAGCUACUGACCAUACUUCCUUCUUUAACCUACAAGGCUUGCCUACUUCGCAAUUAUUCACUCAACUGUUCUGCAGUUCAACACUUAAGUAAUUUUGAUGCAAUAUCUAUGUAACAUUCAAUCUUCUUUCCCUAUUUCAUACCAGAUUGUUUCUCCAGAUAGUAAGUCUGGAGGUACUGGUUUUAUUUUUGUAUAUUGCCCAAUGUGCAGGUAUUUAACAAAUCAUAAUCUGGCUAACCUGUGCUAUUAUAACCUCUUGUAUAGCUUAAAUCUCCAGUCUUGUUUUCACUCUCCUUUUUUCAGCCCCAAAGUUCACUUUUACUUAAUAGAAAACUUUAAAACAACAACUUGCAAUGAUUGAGUAGCCAUCUGCCAAAAUGUCUUUAAAAAUUACUGAACAGAGUAUACUUUAGUCCAUGGGUUCAGUGAACUUGAGAUUUUUUACUGAUGGAUUUGUGCAUGUUCCACUUCUCACAAAUAACACCGUGUGUUACCUGAGGAACUGCAUAUGUGUACCUACUGUAUUGGCCCAAACAUAAGCCACACUUUUUUUUUCCAAAUUCUAACCGUGAAAAGCUAAAGUGUGACUUAAAUCCGCGACCUUACAAAAAUUGGCUUUUACGAUAUCGCUGCUGAAACAAACAUACAGUAAAACGGAUCGGGUAUGAGUGCCUGCGAAAUUUUAAGGGAGCAGCUUAUAUUUGGGUUAUUGUCUUUUUUCUUUUCCGCCCUUGAAUUUUAAAGGUGCGACUUAUUUGCGGGUGUGGCUUAUAUUCGGGCCAAUACGGUAUGUGCAUUGCUUUCUGCUCUCAACACCUGAAACUUAGGAGCUCAGUUAUGUCCAAGGUUUGGGAUCUUCCCAUUUUAUUUUAUUUUUUGCUGUAUGUUGCUGCUUCUUAAGUAUUUUUUAAAAAUUUUCUCAUUACACUGAGAUAGUUUUGUCCGUUCUUUCUGCUUUAAUUAGUCCAGCCUUGAAAGACACAGCUAAUGCCCAAAGUAUAUCUGUAAUUAAAUUUCUUUAAAUAAAAGGAAACAUACCAUCAUCUCCACAUAUGGAAGGCAUCCUUUCCCCCCCCCCCCUUUUAUGAGGUUCCUUUCAAGUGGCUCAGCACCCCGGCAAAUUAACUCCUGUACAGUGCUACCUCGGGUUAAGUACUUAAUUCGUUCCAGAGGUCCGUUCUUAACCUAAAACUGUUCUUAACCUGAAGCACCACUAGCUAAUGGGGCCUCCUGCUGCUGCCGCGCCGCUGGAGCACAAUUUCUGUUCUCAUCCUGAAGCAAAGUUCUUAACCUGAAGCACUAUUUCUGGGUUAGUGGAGUCUGUAACCUGAAGCGUAUGUAACCUGAAGCGUAUGUAACUCGAGGUACCACUGUAUACUAAAUACUCAGGAUAGUUAUAUGCUUAUGGUGUUAAUUGGGAAGAUCACACGAAGCCAACAUUGUCACUAAUGCGAAGGUUUUUAUAAUGCUGUAAUAGCAUUAAUAUUUACAGAUAUUUCCCUUUUCUUUUGGGCACUUUAAGAGAAGUGAGGGUUUCAAGAUUAUUUGCUGUCUGGCAGCGGCUUUGAAUGUGAGGCCAAGCAGUUACAGAGGUGCUUUUUCUUCAGACAGGAAUCAACACAUUUUGGAUAGGUUUGGCAGCAGUCAUUGUUUCUUGUGACAAGUGGUGCUUGGCUGGCUGUGUGUGUGCCAUAGAUGUAAAGUAACAGCAUCAUUUUUCUACCUGCAGCUUGGUGAAAGGGUUUAAUGGGGAAUGAGUAAUGGGCUGUGUGUUUAUGUGUAUGACAACCUUUCCCCUGUAUCCCUGGACACAGAUGGUGUAUCAUGGUGCAAAAUAUAGUAUGACACCAUUUUGAAAGAGGUACUGUCUUCUCCUUGUGUUGCUAGCAGGUUUCAAAAAUGUACAGUGGUACCUCAGGUUAAGUACUUAAUUCGCUCCAGAGGUCUGUACUUAACCUGAAACUGUUCUUAACCUGAAGCACCACUUUAGCUAAUGGGGCCUCCUGCUGCUGCCACGCCGCCGGAGCACGAUUUCUGUUCUCAUCCUGAAGCAAAGUUCUUAACCUGAAGCACUAUUUCUGGGUUAGUGGAGUCUGUAACCUGAAGCGUAUGUAACCUGAAGCGUAUGUAACUCGAGGUACCACUGUAUACUAAAUACUCAGGAUAGUUAUAUGCUUAUGGUGUUAAUUGGGAAGAUCACACGAAGCCAACAUUGUCACUAAUGCGAAGGUUUUUAUAAUGCUGUAAUAGCAUUAAUAUUUACAGAUAUUUCCCUUUUCUUUUGGGCACUUUAAGAGAAGUGAGGGUUUCAAGAUUAUUUGCUGUCUGGCAGCGGCUUUGAAUGUGAGGCCAAGCAGUUACAGAGGUGCUUUUUCUUCAGACAGGAAUCAACACAUUUUGGAUAGGUUUGGCAGCAGUCAUUGUUUCUUGUGACAAGUGGUGCUUGGCUGGCUGUGUGUGUGCCAUAGAUGUAAAGUAACAGCAUCAUUUUUCUACCUGCAGCUUGGUGAAAGGGUUUAAUGGGGAAUGAGUAAUGGGCUGUGUGUUUAUGUGUAUGACAACCUUUCCCCUGUAUCCCUGGACACAGAUGGUGUAUCAUGGUGCAAAAUAUAGUAUGACACCAUUUUGAAAGAGGUACUGUCUUCUCCUUGUGUUGCUAGCAGGUUUCAAAAAUGUACAGUGGUACCUCAGGUUAAGUACUUAAUUCGCUCCGGAGGUCUGUACUUAACCUGAAACUGUUCUUAACCUGAAGCACCACUUUAGCUAAUGGGGCCUCCUGCUGCUGCCAUGCCGCUGGAGCACGAUUUCUGUUCUCAUCCUGAAGCAAAGUUCUUAACCCGAGGUGCUAUUUCUGGGUUAACGGAGUCUGUAACCUGAAGCGUAUGUAACCCGAGAUACCACUGUAUUAUUAUUCUUGUGCAGUGUACUAGAUGCCGUGUCCUUGCUGGUUUUCAGAAUUAAGUUUAUGGCCGCCUCUGACAACUGUAUUUGCGAAUCCCUGACCUUCAGGGAAAUGGAACAUGGACAGGUGGCUAGGUGUUGUUAGCGCCACAGCUUGUCAGUGGUAGCAGUGUGUUUGCCUGCUCCAGAUUUUAAAUCUUGUCUAUAUGCUCCCGAAAUCGAGAACAAAGGGCUUAUUUAGUAAUGUUUCCUUUGAGGAAAUCUGUACAGCACUGAUAUUCAUCACUAAACAUUAUAAGCUGGAUUGCCAAUAUUAACUUGACUAUUAUCUACAUUUUGGGCGCAGUGUGUUCCCUUUCAUGAACACGACACUACUAAUUAAGAAGAAGAAACUACUCGCUUGGCUGUAGGAAUCUUUCCCACAAGACAAUAAUCAGACUCUUCUGACAAGAGAGCAGCUGUCUCAUGCUUCAAACAAAAUGAAAUGCUCACUACAAACACAUCCUUCCUCAACUUCCUCUUUUAUGCACCAGAAAUAGCGCUGUGGUAGCAGGAGGCUUGUAAAAUAUCAAUUUAUAGAGGAGUGUUACUAGUGUUGCUCUAGGAAGAACUGCAAUUCAAAUGCAUUAAGAUUUUUUUUUAAAUUCCAUGCUAGCAUACUAUUAGAGUAAUUGUUGCUGGUCUAACAAUUCCUUGGAUUAUGUGGCUGGUGUCCUUGUCCAGGAAAUAAAGAAUUAAAUUAUUAAGCUCUUCCUUUUCAUCAGUUUGGCAAGCAGUUACAUUAGGAUUUGGAAGAUGUAGGGAUGAAUAAAGAUUUUACUGUGUGCAUUUUUUUUAACUAUACAGUCUUUAGAUGUGCUUCUUUCUGGUCUUUCUGCUAACCAUUUUAGCAGUUUUGAGGUUAUCUGUUCACCUACAAAUCUGCAGAGUAAUUGGUCCUUUCAAAUUUCCUGAAAUCGGUUGAUGUUAUUUCUAAACUUUCUCAUCGUAGAAAGAGAAUGUACUGACUGUUACUUUAAAUUGGGCAGACCUGAAUGAAGGCUAAAUUCAAGUGAGUCAAAGUAAACUCCCUCUAUGCUUUAAUGUAAUACAAUGCAAUCUUCAGUUUCCAAGGAAAGAACUAGUUCUUGAAGUCAAUUCAACAGUGUUUCAGGUUAGCUGUGAAUGUUGACAUUGAAUUUAUAAGAUUUAUAAGAUGAGAAAGUACACACAUUUUUACAAAUCAGCUAUGUCUAGAUUUCCAAAUCUGUUUAUUUAAUAUGUCUAAUAGAACUAGUUUUGACAUUCCCUAUUAUUUUGUCAGAUUACCUCUUUUUAAAACAUGCUCUAAGAUCUGAAGCAUCCAAAAACAAUUUUGUUUGGGUACAGUCGUACCUUGGUUUUCAAACAGCUUAGUUCUCAAACGUUUUGGCUCCCGAAUGCCGCAAGCCCAGAAGUGACUGUUCUGGUUUGCGAACUAAUUUUGGAAGCCAAACGUCCGACGGGGUUUCCGCAGCUUCCUAGUGGCUGCAGGAAGCCACGUUUUGGUUUCCGAAUGUUUUGGAAGUCAAACGGACUUCCAGAACGGAUUCCGUUCGACUUCCAAGAUAUGACUGUACUUCCAAUUAAGUGCAUUGGAAGUUGCCUCAAUAGUAAAGAUUAAAAACACAAAUAACAAGAAUAGAAAUAAAUUCAGAAACAUACUGAGAUCAUUUCAGAAGCCAUUUCAGAAGAGGACAGUAUUUUCAUUUCAGCCAACCAGAAUAUUGUCCCCUAUUUUUGGAAUAUAAAAGCAUUUUAUCUUCCCCAAAAUGUGGGUCAGACAUUUCAUAUUCCACCUUCCUAGUAGCAAUUGAUACAAUCUGCAUAGUAGCCAACAAAGCCUCAUGUGAAUGUCUGCCACCUCUUCUCACGUUCAGCCUUGAGGUUGUGACCAGAUGCAGACUCUGUGACUUCAGCAUGAGCCACCUCUGUUCUGCCUGCUCACCCAUCCACCCCACCUACCCACUGUUUGACAUUGGGCUUGAAGAAAGUUUGCAUGUUGCUUUGCAGCGUUUGGGUUGGCCUAACAAAGGUAUUGCCCAGUAUGGAUUUUGAAAUCUUUAUUAUGACCGCUUUUGCUUGAGGUGAUGCUAAGAUUAUGAUUUUUCAGUGAAAUAAAUUGCCCAAUACUGUUCUUAUCGGACUUAUCACUUCACAGCUUCAUGAUGGGGUAGUCUGGGAGGACACCAUAGAGUGGACUAGAGAGGAAACAUGAAUCUUUGCUGCUUAUCCAACCCUUCCUCUCUAGAUCAUGCACCAGCCGCUUUCAUUUCUUUCUGAUAUACACUAUCUUAAUCAAAAAGUGAGGUCUGUAACAAAACCAUGGUUAAUUGUUGAGUUGUGUCAGUGAAGGCAACUACAAAUGCUAUUUCCCAUGUAGUGUUAAUGGUUUGUUCCACCCAGCAUGGCAAGAGGAGGAGAUGGAAGCAAUUUGAGCACUGUAGACCAGCAUGCUUGCUUGUUCCCAGCAAGACAUAGUUUAUUUAACUCUGACUUACAGUUAUAUGUGAACGAGGCCAUGGUCGCCCAAAUGGCCGUGUUUUUCCUUUUUAGUGCUCUAUCAAGUCUGCUGUCAUUUGUGUUGCAGUGUGUGUGUGUCUUGUAGUCCUUUUCUCUUGAGUUCUUGCCAUAUUAACAUGGUCAGUGUUUCUAGGAUAUGUGUAUAUCUAGCUUAUCUGCCAACUUUUUAUUCUACUCUGUGUCGUAUGAUAAAAUAACUGUCCUUCCUGUUGGAUAGUCACCAUAAUUCAGUUAAAAUCUUUAUUGAAAGCAGAUGAUAAAAAAAAAAUCAUUCAGUUAUAGCUGGUUCUGUUGUGCCUUUAUUUUCUGUAGAGAUCAUAGAGGAUAUAUGACUCAAGUAGUCUGGACAGUUUCAAAUAUUUGAACUCUGUGACAGGAUGUCUUCCAGGCAUUCUUUGUGGCCUAUAUAAGCAAGAUUUCUAUGAGCAGAGGUAUAUUCUGCUAUUUAGGAGAGUGCAUUUCUUAUUGAGUGAUAUUGCACAACUUGUGGUCAGCUUGAAUUCCCUGGACUUUUCCAGUGCAAAAAUGGUUGCUGGCACUGACUCACAAGAAAUGUCAGCUAGAUGCAUGCUGAGGAUCUUAAUGGGUUUUGUUUUUUUUUGCCUAUUAUGAAAGAAUGAUUUUGAAACAAGGACUUCCUAAUCCUCCAGUAGAAAGCUAUUGCUUCUUUCUCCUGAAAAGAGGACAAACAAGUGUGGUCCUAUUAUAACGAACUCUGUUGGAAAGCUACCAUUAUGCCAUUUGCUUCAAAGUCAAAUACAGGAACCUUUUUACACUUUUUUUUAAAAAAAAAAACAACCAAACACUUUGUGAUGGAAAGCUUUGCUAUCGGCUGUCUUCUCUACCUGGGUCAGUGCAUUUGGUUGAUUCUUGAUAGACAGGAUAUUACCACUGUGCUGUUCGGCUGCUAAAGGGUUUAUUCUCAACAUCAGUGUGCUUUUCUCAUAAUACUGUUUGAUAUUUUAUAUGAAAACAAAACUAUUUGCACUCUAAAGCAAUGGCCAGUGUUUUAAUCAAUUUUUUGUUGCACAAGAUCUUGUGAUGAGCAGGAUUAUUUGUAGGAGAGCAGAGUUUAUAAGGGAGGCAGCAUAAUACAGUAAUCUCUUCAUACAUGGGUUACAUCGAUGAAACAAUUUAAAUUUCUAAACCCUUGAGCAGUAUUUUUUAAAAAACCAAAAAACUGUAGCCAUAUUUUCAACUGAGCAAGAACUGAAGAGACAGCAAGAUUAGCAGGCAUAGUGGAUUCAUUCAAAAUCACAUUUGUGAUCCUCCAAACAUAAUUCAAAGAGACUUAACGGUGACCUUGAGUGAUUUGAUUCUGGUUUGGAGACGUCACUCAAACCACAGUUUGGUGGUUCAGAUGUCAUGACAAACUGGUUUGAUGAAACCAGGAAGACGUCUGUUUAGGGACAUGAGAGGAAAUAAGUGCUUUAGUUUGUGAUCGUUUGAAUAUGUCCAAAGCAUUAGGCUGUGACGCAAAAGCCCCCUUUCUGGAAUUAAGUUAGUAUGUGCUGAAUUUUCAAAGUGAACUGCUUCUCUUUGUUACUUGGGUGUAGCAAACAGGGGGGAGUUUCUAUUUUUUAUGGAAAGAAAAUGUUUCACAAUAACAGUUGUGGAUUUUUUUUACCAGUUUUUAGUGACCCUCUAAUAUUUUUAACAUAACUGAUCGUUGUGGUUAUCCACUUAUAAAGAAACAUUAGGAAGGUUGUUGAGCAUAAGUGUGUUCUGAAAUAACGUCAUAUAAUCUUCAAAACAUACAAAGCGUUCACCUUUAAAAUGCUGCUUUUUUGUCUUUUUUAGAUGGAACAGCUAUCAGAUGAAGAACUUGAUCAUGGCGCGGAAGAAGAUAGCGAUAAAGAAGAUCAGGAUCUGGACAAGAUGUUUGGAGCUUGGCUUGGGGAGUUAGACAAACUCACACAGGUUAAAGUCAACUUUAUACCACUCUCCACAGUGAAGGAGAUCAGCAUUUAUAGAGUAAAGUAGAUUGGUCGUUGACUGUAUGAGCCAUAUCAGCAGGGAACGGGUAGCAUUUGUAAUGUGAUAAUAGUUCCUCGCUGACAGGUAGCAGAACUGUCUAUUGAUCUGUCAGAUGCACAGCCACAUUUUGCUGUAUAAUGCAGUAAUAUUGCUGUGGUCUAAACCACUGAGCCUCUUGGGCUUGCCGAUCAGAAGGUUGGCGGUUCAAAUCCAUGCAGCAGGGUGAGCUCCUGUUUCUCUGUCCCAGCUCCUGCCAACCUAGGAGUUCGAAAGCACACUAGUGCAAGUAGGUUAAUAGGUACCGCUGUGGCGGGAAGGUAAAUGGCGUUUCCAUGCACUUUGGUUUCUGUCACGGUGUUCCGUUGUACCAGAAGCGGUUUAGUCAUACUGGCUACAUGACCCGGAAAGCUGUCUGCGGACAAACGCCGGCUCUUACGGCCUGAAAGCAAGGUGACCCAUAGUCACCUUUGACUGGACUUAACUGUCCAGGGGUCCUUUACCUUUACCUUAUUGCCAUAUGACUAAGGACUUGAUGCAGAAGAUGGUAGGAUUAUGUGUUUGAAAAGUUUUAACUUGUUUAGGAAAUCUGUGAUAUUAGAAUUCUGUUAAGUUCCUUGCUUGCUUCUGAUAAAUAGCAGAAAGUGGGGAGCAUACAAAAAGACAACUAAAACAAUGCUUAAAACUAAAAUUAAGUUGUUGGGGUUUUUUUAAUUGGAAUUUAUGCAUAGAAACACUAAUCAGCCUGACUAGUGUUGUUAUUUUGCUGAGUUGGUAGUGCAGAGAUUUUGUUUUUCUCCAUCGUCCAUGCCAUCUAAAAUCGGAAUGUCUGCAAUUGCUGUAUGUAAUGAUAGCUUUAGCAGAACCCAAGAUUUGUAAGCAUGCAAACAUGCUUAUAAUUUUACAAGUGCAUCAUUAGUUUUGGGCCGCUGUCAUACAUCGAAUGUCUAUAUUCCAUGUCCAUGCAACUUAUUAUUAUUUAUUGGAUUUAAUACCCAGUUGUCCCCCUAAGAUCCCACGGUGGGUCACAGCAAUGUAAAAUACAACUUUAAAACUAGUUUGAUUACAGUCACAAGAAUAGGGUGGGUCCUGAAAAUAUACACUUCAUGUGUCAAAGGCCAGGGUAAAGAGUUGAGCAUACAACAAAAACUGUACAGUGUAGGUGUCGUGUGCACCUUGGUGGGGAGGGAAUUCCACAAUGUAGGGGCUGACAGAGAGAAUGCCCUGUCCCACGUCACCAACACCUCAAGCUUUAUAGGGCAGUGGAACUAUCAAGAGGGUGCCCCCUGCUGAUCUUAAGCAGAGGUGGUCUCUCAGAUAUUUGAGGACUAAGUUUGCUAUAGUUUUAAACAUUAGUGUGAACACCUUCACUUAUGCCCAGAAACUGACUGGCAACAAAUGCACCUGUUUUCAAACUGUUAUAUGAACACUAUACAGGCUAAAAUGUCUUACACUGCCACGUAAAACUGAAAUAGUUAAGGCACACAAACAGUUGUGUAUUUGGCAAAUAGAUCUUAGUGCCAUCAAAUGUUGGUAGCCUUUUUUUUCCUGUUGAACAUAUGUAAAGGGGGGAAACAAGAUUUUAAAAUAGCACAGAUACAAAAGCAAUAUAUUUGCCCAUGUUUGACUAUGCUGAUUUAUGUUUUACAAUGUUGUAGCUUAUUCCACCUCCAAUUUGUUCUAUUUAGAGUCUGGAUACAGAUAAGCCCAUGGAGCCAGUGAAAAGAUCCCCUCUUCGCCAGGAGACUAAUAUUGCCAACUUCUCCUAUCGCUUUUCAAUGUACAAUUUAAAUGGUAAGAUGCAUUAUGAAAUCAUUUUCAGCUGGAGGAGAUGGGGAAAUGCUUAAAACUUAGAAUUCUUCUAAUAAUAGAAAACAUUGUGUGUAUCAGAAUGGGACCUGUUUAUAAAAGACACUUAAAGUGACUUUUAGUGGGCACAAAAUCCAUUUGGCUCCUCCCCCCCCCAAAGAAUCUUACUAUUGAAUGAAGCGUUGGACUUGGAAUGGAUGAACUUGUUAAACAUUCCAGUAAAGCUGGAUGUUGGAAGAUUCAGGACAAACAGAAGAAAGGGCUUCCUUACACACUACGCAGUUAAACUCUGGAAGAAUUGAUGGACACCAACUUGGAUGGCUUUGGAAGAUGAUUAGACAAAUUUCUGGAGGAAAAGGCUAUCAGUGACUACUAACCACAUGAUGGCUAUUUUCUGCCUCCAUUGUUGACGGCAAUAUACCUUUGAAUUGCAGAUGUGGAAAGUGCUGUAUUGCUCAGGUUCUACUUUUGAGCUUUCUAUAGGCACCCGAUUGUCCACUUUGAGAACAGGAUGCCAAACUAGAUGGGCCUUGGAACUGAUUCAACAGGUUCCUUUUGUUUUCUUAAGAAAUGCUGACUCUACGGUCCAAACCCUGUUGCAAAAUUUAUAAAAUGCAAAUUGUAAUGUCACUAUAAUGAGAGUGACUAGGACAACAAAAUGGUACAUAAGCUGAAACCUAGUAAGAUGUAAAUCUAAAUAUAAUUUUGAAUUACACGUAUCAUGUACUACUUUUCUCUUACGUUUUAACGAUUUAAAUGCGUUUAUUGCAAUUUGUGCUGCUUUUAGGCUGUAAAUUCUUCCAAGGCAGCUUACAGGAAACAUUAAAUUAUAUUUUAAAACCGCAAUAAACAAUAUUGACAAUUUCAAUAUAGGGCAAGUUGGUGGUAGAAUUGAAUGUGUUCUAGGGCACACUCUGUUUAAGGGAGCCAAUAGUGAGAGUCAAUAGACCCUGCUACUGCCCUAUGUUUACACUCUAGAACUGGAGUCUUCCAGAGCCUAUGCACAUGGCCAAUUGGGUCAGUGGAAGUUGUCCACAACUUCUGAAGUGCACCAUAUUGACUAUUCCUGCCCUCAAACAUGCCCCCAGAACACAGUGCAGACAUCCAGUUUCUAUACAUACAUACAUACAUACAUACAUACAUACAUAAAUACAUAGUCAUUUUAUUUGUAUGCCACCGUUUCAUAGUUUAAACCAUGCUCAAGGCGGCUUACAACAUAAAAAAUACAUAAUUGCAACAUAACAAAAGUAAACAAUAAAACAUAAAAAAUACACAAAUAAGUCAAUCUGGAAAGGGGAGAAAACUUGAAAAUUCCUGCUGUAGGCUGACCAAAUAAAUUAGAUAUCAAAACAGUGGAAUGUUUAACAGAGUAUUGUGAUAGAAUCUGGAUCAUAUUUUUGUCAUUCAUUGCAGAAGCCUUGAAUCAGGGAGAAACCGUGGAUCUUGAUGCGCUCAUGGCAGACCUUUGUUCCAUUGAGCAGGAGCUCAGCAGCAUCGGGUCACAGUCUGCAAACAGUAUGUCAAUGAAACGCUUUGCCACAGAAGGAAAAAUGGCUCAGAAACCAGCUGGUGGUGGACGACUCGCUGCUAAACACAGUAGUAUGAAAGGAUUGUCCUCUUCGUCAUCUAGCCGGGUGACAAAGCCUUCACAUGCUAUCUUCUCCCUGGAUGACAUUACGGCACAAUUAGAGAAGGCAUCUCUGAGUAUGGAUGAAGCGGCCCAGCAACCUAUAAUGGAAGAUAGCAAGCCUAUAGUUGCCACCCAGCAUAGGAGGACAGCCUCAGCAGGUACUGUGAGUGAUGCUGAAGUCCGUUCUAUCAGCAAUUCCUCCCGUUCCAGCAUCACAUCUGCAGCCUCCAGUAUGGACUCCUUGGACAUUGAUAAAGUGACAAGACCUCAAGAACUAGAUUUGACUCAACAAGGACAGCCAGUUAGUGAGGUACAGUAUAACUCAUUCUUCACAGUUACUCAGGCUUCAAAAAUGCAACUCAUUAGCCUGCCUCGGUGCUUUUUUGUAAAACAUGUUUUAAUAAACAUCAUGCAUUGGGCUAAGCAAGAAUUACUCAUUUUAAAUAUUUCCUAGAGAAAAUUGGUACUUUCCUGUCUUUCUUGGACAUCUUCCUUUCACGUGCAUAUUCUGUAAUGAAGUACUAAGCCACUUGUUUAAUUGCUCAGAGUAUGAUGUCAAGGUGACAGAAUCUGUAUUGAUUCUCUGGGCAAAAUGAGUCCUUUUUAAACAGCAAUCUUAUAGCAUCACUGCAGAGGGAAUCAGGAGCGGCGGCGGUUUUGCUCGCGAUAGACCAUUGGGUGAAGCUGCCAUCGCGGUCUUGAUCGCUGUAUUCUACCUCCAGUAUCAGAGUAGGAUUCUGAAUUCCAUUUGCUGUUUCACCCACUAUGGGCUAGACCAAGCAGGCCUUUGGUCUGAACUUGCAGGGCUCUUCUGUUCACAAACCGUCACCUGUCUGAUGCUUCUUGAACUUCAGACAAUAUAGCAUUUUUGCUCCAUCUCCUGGGGAAGGAGAAUCCUAGUAGCUCUGCUCUACUUUACAUAAAACAUGGCUUGAAGAAAACCUAAGAGCCAUCAAUAUCAUCUGUAAUUAAAGGGAAGAGCAAGACAAUGACUGACGGGUGAAAUGCCAUAUUUGUUUGUUCCUAAUCCGUGAGGCUUUGCAAUGAAGCAGUAAUAUAAGGAAGGAUAAAAACCAUUGAGAGGAAAUGGCUCAAUAAAACAUCAUUCAUACCUGCCUAGAACAUCCAGUCUCUUGCUUGGUGAGAUGGCAAUCAUAUCUGAUCCUUAACAUUCUCAGUUAAUAGUUUGCAAAUGAAUUUUGAAGCCUUCCAUGUGGUCUUUGACAACUCUAUGUAAUUAUGAUAGAUAAAAGUAAUUGACUGAGGGCAUUUGCCUAAGGAUCAGUCCAUUUGAAGAUGUAGAUACAGGCUAAAAAGAAAAGUAUGUAUUUAAGAGAUUUCAAAACUACCGUUAAUAUCAUGUUCCCGAAUUAGUCUGAAAUAAAUACAGAAAACCACGUUCCGUUAAAUUCAGUAGCUGAACAUGUUAACUUAUCGGCACAGUUGAAUUUCUCAUGUAACUUUAUAUAAAGAAUCUGUCUUCCACUCUUAGAUUAGUGAUAAUUGUCAAGCACUUCACUUGUGUUCUUGUUUAGAAGUCUGUAGGGGCAGUGUCUUUUUGAGUGGGGAAAAGCUUCUCCUGUGUACAAAAAUUCGAAAUUACUCUUUUUCUUUCUCCAGUAACUUGUGGAAAUAAAGUAAUAUGAGAAUGUCUUCCAUAAGAACCAUUUCCAGAGGGAUAGCCAUGCCUCUGUAUGCAUGCAGAAACAACAUGGUCUAAUAGCAAGACCACAAAUAUGACACGAGGCUUCAUGUACUAGAGUCCUCUUCAUCAGGUGCUGAACUCUAGUUCUUGUCCACAAAUAAUUAUGCCAUAAUAUAUUUGUUAGUCUUGCCAUAACAAUCUGCUGUUUUAUUUCUAUCAUAUAUAUUCAGUCUUCUUUAAAUGACUUCGAGUCAUGAUGUUAGCCCAGUUUGUUUCUGAGUUUGUCAUGGACUGUUAGGAACAUACAGCUUACUGAGACUGUUUUGGCAAUUUGCUUCGGUAGAACGCGUUUUGAAAAUGUUGCUGUUUCACAUUAGAUGAAAAGCUGUGUAUGCCAGGCCAUCCCCUGCUCAAAGCACGGGGAUCUACUUCCAUUCAGUACUGUCUUCUUCAAUAUUGGUGCUUUACAGAAUUCCAUACAACAUCAUGUAUGAGAAAAAUCUUGUUAAGGGCACUUCAGGACAGGGUUGAGAACCUUCAACUCUUAUCAGUCUCGGCCAGCAUAGGCAGUGGUCAUGGAUGAUGGGAAUUAUGACACCACCCCCACCCCCCAGAUUAUGUUGGGGCUAUAGCUUCCACAGUCACUGCUCCAGGAAGACUAGUCAAGAGAUUGGUUGUAGCUUCUCAGAACAAAUGCUUGAUAUGUAGAAGGUCUAGAUUUGACCCCAUCCUCUCCAGGUAGAGCUGAGAAAGACUGCUACCUGAAAUUUUGGAUAUCCACAGCCAUCAUAAGUAGAUAGUAGUGAAGUAGAUGAAUCGGUCUAACUUAUAUCCUGUGAUAGAAAAGGCCCCAGGUGAAUUUAUUUCAUAAUUUUGGCUGAGAGAAAUGCAUUAUCCUCCAUCAAGAACAAAGCUCCCCUGUUUUGCAGGCCUAUUUUGCUCUCCUCUGCUAUUCCCUUUUGUUCUUCCUUUGACUCAGAAUUCCUCUUGGCUGUUUCCACUUCGUAUCAUGUGAUGCAAAGCUCUAUUUUAUUCCCACCACUGCAAGGUCCCAUUAACUUUUAAUUGGUAGAGUUCUCCUGUGCCAAAAUCCAUGCAUGGUGCUGGAAAUUAGUCUAUGCAGAUCUGCUUACUUUGCAUAUUUACUCAAUUUGCAUGCUGCAUUUUGAAUCGGAUGUUUGAGAUUUUGCAGAAUUUUUUACUUUAGAGCAUGUUGUAGUAUGACAUCUAUUUGUGGGAUAGAGAUCAGUAGGCAAGGAAGCAUAGAUAGAGAUAAUGUCCUGUCCUUUUUGAUGAUGCAUUUGAAAGGCAGGGUCAAGUAAUUUUCAGGGAUUCAGAUUCCAUUUUAAUCACCAGUGUUGCAAAAAGACAAACAGUCUUGUCUAUGAAGAGAUCUUCCACUUUGCUAUGUUGCUAUCAGUGGACUCCAAAAGGCUGGUUUGCAAAAAGGUGUUUCAACUACAGUUGUUAGUUAAAAGUCCUAUAGGCACAGGAUAAAGUCUGCUUCACAGCAUGGUAGUAAUUGGCUUGAGAGGAGGCAGUAUUCUACCUCUCAAAAUACUACAUUUUGAAUAUGCGUGAAGUUUUGAAACUGUCUUCAUUAUUGUUGUUUAGCAUCAGCAGUGAUUUAUUUAUUUUGUUAAUUUAUAAUAAACUAGCAGAGAGGAAUUUUGAUCAGUAACGAUCUUGAAAUAUUAGUUUGGCUCACAGCUUUGUUGGCAGCAUAAAUAUCAGCAGUUUAGCAUCUGUUAUUUUUGGAACAAAAAGAAAAGAAAAGCUUCACUCUUCUAUUGGAACAACUUCAGUGGAAAUACUCAAAGUAGCAUACCAGUUUGCAAUAAGAGUCUUUAUAUAUGCACUACAAAUUUCAAAUGAAGGAAGUGUUCAUCCUAAAUGUGUUGUACAUAAGUUCCGUCUCAACAUUCCUUUCACAUAAUAUGCUACAGCUAUAAGAUUACUGGAGGAACUCUUAUAUGGAGGGAAAUUGAUUUGAAUUUCCCUUCCUACUCUCAAGAACAAUACAAUCUAUUUAAAAUGUGUGAUUUUGUUCAUAUGUAGAUUAUGUGUCCCAAAUUAAAUAUGGCUUCCACUACCAUUUUAAAAAAUGGUUUAUGAAGGAUGUUGAAGGCAGAUCUGAUCCAUUGGUUCCUUUCCCUUUGGGAGUUGGCUCGUGAUUUGCUGCUAUUUUAAAAAAGUCAAAAACAGUGGUGAGGAAAACUAAAAGGGAGACGUUUUAUAUAAGACCUACUACACCUCUUGUAUUAGUGUGUUGGCCCUUAUUUGCAGUUGAGUAGUCAAUAGUAUAUUGCAGAAGAUGCAUAGAUGCUUUAUGGGUUUCUUUUUGUUAAAUUCUCUUCCACAGCAGGACACUAGGGCAGCUUUAGGAGGGGUGAAACAUUAGAGCCUUCAAAAAAUAGCAAAUUGCUAUUUGAUAUUCUCCAUUAUUUUCCUCCACCCCCAUUUAUACACGGUAUAUUGGUUCAUAGGCCACAGCCAAAUACUUAAUACGAAUAAGCCUCUAUGAACCCAUUUAAAUCCCAUGGCUUGCACACUUCCCCUUCCUCCCUCUUCCCUUCUGCAUGAGCAGGAGGGGAGGACCUCUGUUGAAUUUAGUGUUGCUUUCAAAGAAUCGCAGUUUAGCUUUGUGAAUGAAGCAGGGAUCCUGAUUUAAAACACAAACAGCACUCGGUUUCUAAACAGGUUAAUUCAAGCCAUGGGUUAUGAAGCUGGCUUAUUUAAUUAACUAUUACCUGUUUGAAACGAAUGCCUCGUUUUAUCAUUGCAUAUGAACCUGGCCAUAACCUGUGGGAGCAAAAAAGCAGAAUGGAAUAUAGCAAUAGUCUGGAAACCACCAUGGAUGCUGCAGAGAUUCCCCACCCCCUUAUUUAUCUGCUCAGAAUCGCUAAUUAUCAAACUCUCUAUAGCUUGACUUGGUAAACAGAAUGUGAUGGAUAUUUCUCAGCUGUUCCAUAAGUAGUCAGCAGAAUAAUUUUAAACAAGUGGUAAUCCUUGUGGUGACCUCACAACAUUGGUGUUGCUUCAGUUUACCUGGACAGGACAGGGUGAAAGUGAGGUUCUGUCAGUAUAUUCAUCCCCAUUCUGGUAAGAUGCAGGGACUUUGUUUUCAGGAUGGUGUCUCGGUGGCACCAUCCAACCACAUCACAGGUACUGCUUUAACCAAUUACUUCCACAACAUACCUAGAAACUAACAGUUCUUCUCAAAACAGAAAUUGCAAAUGGAGCAUUCUGUGGCCAUCAACUGUAGUAAAAUAUAAAUCACAUAAGUGCAAAUCUAUUUAUUAUUUUAAAAUUUGUGUCCCAUAUAUCUAUAUAAAGGUAAAGGGACCCCUGACCAUUAGGUCCAGUCGUGGUCAACUCUGGGGUUGCGGCGCUCAUCUCGCUUUAUUGGCUGAGGGAGCCGGCGUACAGCUUCCGCGUCAUGUGGCCAGCAUGACUAAGCCGCUUCUGGCGAACCAGAGCAGCGCACUGAAACACCAUUUACCUUCCCGCCGGAGCGGUACCUAUUUAUCUACUUGCACUUUGACUGCUUUCAAACUGCUAGGUUGGCAGGAUCAGGGAUCGAGCAACGGGAGCUCACCCCAUCGCGGGGAUUCGAACCGCCGACCUUCUGAUUGGCAAGUCCUAGGCUCUGUGGUUUAACCCACAGCGCCACCCGUGUCCCUUAUAUAUAUAUCUAUAUAAUGGCACCCAAAUCAGAUAAAAACAAUAUAAAACAAACCUUUAAAAGAAAAGCAGUAUUUGAAACAAGCUGGUAAAAAGUGGACCACUCCAGCUAAAAAAAUUCACCUGCAGCAGCAGGUGGAAAACCUGUCUAAAUAAAAAGAGCUUUAUCCAUCAUCAGAAAGUCACCAGAAGGUGAUUUUCUGGUGUCAGAUAACUUACUUUUAUGUAGGCAGGUCUUACUCAGAAAGGAGUUACAAAACUAAUGUUUGUGCGUUUGGGGUAAGCUAUUAAUUGUUUGCAUUUGCUUUUUCUACAAAGCUAGCAAGCUCACAAAUAAUGGAGCUGACAAAUGCAUCUAAAAGCUAACACAGCUAUAAACAAUUUAGAAUCUGCUGCAGAAGUAGUGUAACACAGUAAAAACAUAGAGAAGCUGUAGUCUAAAAUAUUUGCAAAUUAAGUGAUACAUUCUGAUUUUUGAUGAUGCAUUUCUGUUGUAGCCUAAUACCAAACAAAUUCUUCAACACAGCAUUAGAACCCUAUGUUCUUUACACUCAGACCUAAAUACAGUGGUGCCUCGCAAGACGAAAUUAAUCCGUUCCGCGAGUGUCUUCGUCUAGCGGUUUUUUCGUCUUGCGAAGCAACCCUAUUAGCGGCUUAGCGCUAUUAGCGGUUUAGCGGCUAUUAAAGGCUUAGCGGCUUAGCUGCUAAAAGGCUAUUAGCGGCUUAGAAAAAGGGGGGGGAGCGGGAAAAAAUCUCAAGACUCGCAAGACAUUUUCGUCUUGCGAAGCAAGCCCAUAGGGAAAUUCGUCCUGCGAAGCAACUCAAAAACGGAAAACCCUUUCGUCUAGCGGGUUUUCCGCCUUGCAAGGCAUUCGUCUUGCGGGGCACCACUGUAUUUUAAUUGAAAUUCCCAUUUCCAAUCCAAUGCUAUAUACACAUUUACUCAGAAAUAAGUCUCACUGGCUGUGAAGGGACUUACUCCCAUUUGGUCUGUAGGAUUGCCAACAUUUUAUCUUAAAACUUGAAAGGCGUUGUAAAAGAUAGCACCAGCUUACACCAGUGAGAUAAUAGUUUUCUCCACAAUUUGACUACUCUCCUGUUGGUAUCAGUCUGUCUCGAGACAAUGGAAGCGUUCUCUAUUGGAGACUUACAGUGCCUGCUGUGGCUGUUUUACAGACCAAUAUGGGAGAGGUGUGUUUUAUUGCAGCUGGGUCAGGUGAGGGCAUCUGAUUUUACUGGGACAGGUGCACCGUGGCAUUUCUUCUCUCUGUGGUCCUCCCAGCAGUAAUUUCUCCUCUGCUCACUGCUGUGGAUACACGACCUGACGGUUUCCAGCCAGUGUGUUCAUCUGCAAGGGAUUCCUACAAGGCAGGGUUUCUGUUUCCAGUCUUCAUGUCACAUUUGCAAACAUCUUUAUAACAAGUUGGUCUGCCAACUAAUCUGUCUCCAUAUAGACUGUAACUGCAAACUUGUUUAUUAGUAAAGCUGUGCAACAGGAGAAAAUACAUGCUUAUUUUCUCUGAAAUGGCUAAUCUCACAGGGUCUGCAAAGGUGCUCAAUGUUCAAUAUAUUUUAAUUCAUAUUGCCGCUCCUUGCCCCUGUCCUGCAUGUUAAUAAAUAGUUCCUUCCACCACCCCUUUCUCCUUUGCCCUUCCCCAUCCUUUUCCUCUGACAUUUUCACAGCAUAUUGUUUCUGUGGAACAUUCCAGCAAGCAAGCCAGACGUCGCAUUGACUUUUCUGAAGAAGAGGCUGAAUUGGCGCCUGUAAGUUCUUAGUGGGGUCCUUACCUGUGUGUCUGUGUGUGUUAGUUUCCUCAGUGUACAAUGUAUGAGAAAAUUUGCAGUGCUGACUCCAUUACAAGUUGCAUUUACAAAGCAGCAGUGUGGAAGAUGCAGCAUUCUGCAUCCAUUCUCAGAGUUGCAUCAUGCUGAUUCUUUUUAUAAAUCUGAUAAAUGUAUGCCCUGCCGCAUCAAAAUUAAACUUGAAAACGAUAAACAAGAAACAUUAAAACAUUCAAAAUAAAGCAGCAAAAUAAAGUCACAAACAGCGUGAAACCAGCAGGCAACGUUAAAACUAAAUGAAAAUCCUAGACAGCAGCAGGUAAAACAUUAAAACUACAGAGGCAGCAACAAGGAACUGAACUGAAAAGCCUGGACAAAUGAAAACCGGCCCCUAAAACUUCAAAGAGUUAGGUGCUUGAGCACACACAGGUAUAGAGAGAGCAUCCACACCUGAGGUGCUGCUCCUGAAAAAGGCUUGGGUCUUCUGGUGCCUGACAUCAGUAGAUGGGACACUUUGAGAAGGGGUCUAGAUCAGGCUUCCUCAAACUCGGCCCUCCAGAUGUUUUUGGCCUACAACUCCCAUGAUCCCUAGCUAGCAGGACCAGUGGUCAGGGAUGAUGGGAAUUGUAAUCUCAAAACAUCUGGAGGGCCGAGGUUGAAGAAGCCUGGUCUAGAUGAUGGGAAAGUUCAUAUUGGUGUAAGCAGUGCUUGAGAAAAUCUAUAAACCCCCAUAAGGUUUCAGGGUACAGUAAUACUAGGACUUCUAAUCUCAGUUAAAUCAACCACACUGAUGGUGUGAAUCAGAACUACUGUAGUGUUCUGGUUAAAAAAUCUGUAGAAACUUAGUACAAUAUCUUUGUCUUAGAAUCAAAUACAUGGGACAAAUUUGGACAAUAAUAUCUUAGCCUAAUAAUUGCUUGAACUUACCAAAAAAACAACUUUAAAGCUCUGAAUUAUAUCCCUAUCUGCUCUGUGCGAAUGUUUUGUAAUGCAGGACUAAAUAAAACAAUUGUGUCUUCAUUAAUUAUCAAUUGCACAAUAUUGCCACCUGCUGCCUAGAAUAGGCAUAAAAUUUAUUAUCUAAAUUUACUGCCUAUAUAAAUGACUAGAAUGCCUACACACACACACACACACACACACACACACACGCUAGCUGCAUACUAAGAUAGAAAGAGAUAUAUGUUUUGGAAAACCUUAUUCUCAGCUAGACCAGCGCUUUUAGGAUCAUCACUCUUGCUGUCGGCUAUUAUACAAUACUUUGAUGGUUAUAUGGUAGUUUUACAGUUGCAUGUAGAAGGAACUUCUUCAUAGAAAAGAAAAGCAUGUUCUGUUACAGUUUCGUCAGAGAUACGAUAAGAGAAUCUCAUGGUAGCAUAAUCUUUUGCAUGCCCGCUUAUGGUUGGGAUGGGAAAGCAGGUUGCUAACUGCUAUAGCAACGUUGUAUACCACUAUGAGAAUAUUUGGGUUGAGGGGUGAUUCUAAAAUGUAAUAAAUAAUUUCAAACUGGAUUUGACAAUUUCUGAAUUACACUUGUAACUGUGAAAACUAGAAACUUACUUUAAGCUAUAAGAAGCUGUUCUGUCUUGUGAGUAGGUAUUUGCAAUUUUAUAGAAAGGCUGCCUCUUACUGUUAAGUAUAAGAGGCUCUGUGUUUUUAAUCUGAAUUCUGUACCUGUGUCCAGCAACAUGAUGCACCAGCUACACAUACUUAAAAUAUCAUUUGAACCCUUCCGACUGAAUUUGCUAAGUUCAAUAGGCUUUGAGAGUUUUAAACUUCUUUUUAACAUCUCUGUUGUUCUAGUAGGAAGCCUUACCUUUUAAGGUAUAUUUUGUUUUCUUGUAUUAAACAAUAAUUUGGAUUAUUAUAAUAACACAUAUGCGGCUUACAUGCCAAAAUAGUUUCCAAGUGGUUUACAUAAAACCUUGCUUCAUAGAUUUCCAGGUGUCCAUGUAUGAAUUCCUUUUUGAAUGGGGUUCCAGGUCCCCCCAAAAAAGAUUAUGCAAGAAGACUCUUGUCUCAUAGGUGAUUAUUUUUCUGUGUAUUAGAAUAUCAUUCGGUAACAACAAAAGGAGAAUCCAUGUGAAGCAGGGAUUCAUUGGCCGGGGUGUCCAUAGUAUAAAAUCCGGCAUGGUGGUUGGCUGGCUUUUCUGUGUGCUUUGUAAAUGGAUAAAAUCUAUUGUAACAGGAUGCUGCUUCUGAUAGCACAUUGGCAGUCCACACUAUUUAUUUAUUUAUUUAUUUAAUCAAUCAGUCAAUCCGUUAGUUGCUUUAUCUUGCCCAAAGUAACCUGAAGCAACUGUCAGCCAAGCGACCAAUGUUAUAGCAUUUGUCUAAAAUAAUUUGCUCUUUGGGGUAGCAAUUUCUAAUGAGAAUAUUUAAUUUCAGCACUUGACACCAAGCCACAACCCAGUUUAAUAUGAGCUAUACGUAGCGCAAAACAAGCUGGCUUCAAUGAUUUCUGGCUUGCUUAAGCUAACAUAUUUGACCACAGUUACUGGUAGAAAUAAUACUGCAAGCUGUGAUUUUAAGUAGAAGUGAAUCCUUCUAAACGCCUCCCAUCUAUGUAUGCAGGCUAAACAUCCAAAACUCAUUUGUGAUACACAUUGCACUAAGCUAUGGUUUAGUGUGGCUUGUAAAAACAACUAUUGCCACUCUUACAUUGUUUUUCUCCUCAUUUCUCUGUCCUUCCUCCCCUCUUGCAAUGCUGUAGCUGAAUGGGACCCAGAAACUUAGUGCUAAUUGCAGUGGUCUGUGCAGGUGCCUGCCAGUUCUCCAGAUACUCCCACCCUUUUCUUGGUGAGGAAGGGACUGUCUUGUUCUAGCCAUUCCAGGGGUGGAUCUGCACCGGGGGGGGUGGGGCACGCUAUAAAUAAGUCAGAAAUUAGAUCGUUAUAACAAAUAAACUACAACAACAAUCUUUAUUACGGUCCAGAGACCCAACAAAUCAUUACAAAGCAAUACACAAUUCAUACAGCCUACCUCCAGGUUAAACAAGCAUUUUGUUCAGAAUAUAGGGAUCAUUGGUUCUUGCAACCACUGAUAAAAACUUUGCCACUGCUAAUGUUCUAGCAUUUGUCCAGUCUUCCAGUAGGAACCUGACAUAGUGAGCCUCUGAUUUUCCUGGGAAAGGUACCAGCAAGGGUAGUAUCAGUUCUGUCCUGGCUUGCUCAUAUUUUGCACAGUGCAACAAAAUAUGUUUUAUGGAAUCGAUGUCUUCAGCACACAAGCAAAGUCUGUCCUGGUAGGGAACUCCUCUCAACUUGCCAUCCAACACUGCAGAAGGAAAGACGUUAAGUAUGGCUUUGGUGAAAAGCCUUCGAUAGUUUGGUACUGUCACGUUUUUAAUGUAAGAUGUUAACAUGCCCAUAUUGUACUCCUACUGCCAGUGAACUACAGACUGCGUGUGAUCGACAAAUAAACAAAAAACCUACGGAAAAGCACAUAUAAAAAUUUCCUUCCCUCUGGCACCAUCUGGUGCUGCAUGUUUAUAGCACAUUCAGAUCGUUCUUUCUUUCCUAAUGUAGCUGAGUCUCAGGUUUCUAGAAGAGCACAGAACACCAGAACUCACUCUAUCCAAAACAUCUUAGCAUAGUUAAGAAACCAAAUGAAGCCAGAGGUGGUGAUAUGAUUAACAGUAGCAAAAUCAGAGACUGCACAUGAUUGAAAAAUCAUCCUCAGAGUCCUGCAGUGAAUAUUAUGAUUUUAAACAGUUGUAAGACACCUUGAAUGGUGCAUGGUCACUAGAAGAGUGAGUUAGAAUUUUAAAUAAAAUAGACUUUAGCCUUUGCUCUGUUCUAUGAAUCAAAAUAGUUUGACUAGGUUUAUGAAACAGAUUUAUUUUGUGUGCUCAAACCUCAUCUAGGCUUAGCUCAGUGUGUGCCCAGCAGCUACAGAUAAGGUUUACAUAACAACCACCUAAAUCUGUGAUUUAACUGCACUGACAAAAAACUGCAGCUAUGAUGGGAUCAAAGGAUUGUGAGGAUGAACCCUGUGUAUCUAUUGCAUUCAGUCACCUUUUACAGAAGAGGAACAUCUCACAAUCGGUUCUAGGUGAAUCCUACCAUACAGCAGGGACAACCCAAGGACUUGGAAGAGGUUUCCAUAAUAGUGUGGCAUAAUAAAGGUGAAAACAGUCAAAAAUGGGUGGCGCCUGUAGUCCAUUACCACAAAAGUCAUUGCUACUGACCUGUUCUUUCUUUAAUAAACCUUCGAACGACCAAAGUGUUUUCAUGGCUUGCUUUGUUGUAAUGUGCCAGUCAGUUGAGAAGUUUGGUAUGUUGAGAAGCACCUGGCAAAUGUGUGAAAAUGUGUCGCUUUUAUAUUAUUAUUAAGCAGCUUUGAAUGCGAGAGGAAGUUUUCAGCCUGUAUUAAUAUUCUUAAUUGGUCGAACAGGAUAACUGAUAUCAAGAAGUAGUCUACUUGCAUAAUAGUUAAUUCUGUAAUACUUUUGUAGAAUUGCUAACAAGUAGGGCACGCAAAAUGAGAAUUGGCCAUGGAUAAAAAAAGAGUUUUGCAAACAUGCAAAAAGUAUAUAUCCUGAUCACUCACUUGCCUAUUUGCCACUUAAAAUACACCUGGAACUAUUAUUGAAGUGCUUCUGAUGUAAAGAGGAAAAGUUGCACCUGUCUGCUGCUAAUCAUACACUAUAAAAUUACUGUACUGACUUUCUUUUUGACUUAAUUUCUUUCUUUCUUUUCUUUUCUGCACAAGCAUUCCUAUUUGGACAGGGAAACCUCCCUUCUUCUGAGAAACAUUGCAGGAAAGCCUUCUCAUUUGCUGACCAAGGUGAUACUACUAUUUCCCACCUGCAUGUGACCAUUUCCUGGUAGAUAGAAUGGCAUUCAUAGAAUGGCAUUCCUGGUUGAUGUUUGUGUGUGUGAAUUUGGACUUUGCUUCCAGUAGCUUGUGGUGGUUGGGAGAAUGACUUUUCCUCUGGUUGGAGCAGAGGCACUUCGUUUUAAAAUACCUUUGGAUGAAGACGGCUGGAAUUAUUCAGAUGUCCUUUCCUAAAAUCAGUCUAUUACAAACUAAGAUAUUUCAAAGGAUGCCCUCAGAGCAGUAGGGCAUGUUAAGAUGCUCAUUGUCCAUGUUGCCAAAAAUCAAUUGAAAUUGAAAAUUUAAGAAAACAUCAAAAAUAUCAAAUUCAUUUUUACCUGUUUACUUUUGAUUUCUCUCUCUCCAUAAUAACCUUGGAAAGAGCAUUUCUAGUAGCUGACCUCAUCAUAGUCGAUGGGUUCCCUCCACUCCCGAAAUUUGCAACCUGCACUAUUUCCAUCCUCAGAAUAAAAAUACUGAAAUUAGUACGUUUAAGUUUGCUCCAGUUAUGUGCUUCUUUCUAAACCCAGUUUUUGAAUCUUUCCAUUUUUUUUAUUUUUGGUGGUGUGGCGAAUUAAAGUUUAAAAGGCAGGAAGUGAACCCAGGUUUCACCCCCUAAAUUUGUUUUCUAUCAUGGGCUCUUCAUUCUUCUUCUGAAAACCAAAUUCACAAUUGCAGCAGAAAAUUGUUUCUUAAUUAAAGCCAUAAAUAUACUGUAAACCUCCCUGUGGAUAACUCAAUCAGUAGAGCAUGAAACUCUAAAUCUCUGGGUUGUGGGUUCAAGCCCCAUGUUGGGCAAAAGACUGGUUGAACUAGAUGACCAUGGUUGUGCCUUCCAACUCUACAGUUCUGUGAUUCUGUGAUCCUUGGAUGAAGGGUGGUAUAUCAAUUUAAUAAAUAAUAAUAAAAUCAGAUGUUAUCCAGAUUCCAUACAAAACUUGUAUGUUUAAACUUGUAUAGCACAUAACCUUCAACUACUGUAGGUUCCUAACAAUUGGUUUAAGAAAAUGCAAAUAAGGCACUGCCAUGCUUCUAACCCAUCUCCCCAUUCUUCAUUUCUUUUGUAAAUUAUUAUUACAGUAGAAAACCAUAAUUCCUCAGUUGCUCCUGAUUCCUGUUUAUCAACAGGUGAAGGCUGCUUACGGAAGCAUGAUUAAAAUCAAUUAAGCAGCAAAGCUAUAAAUAAAAUCAUGAUUGAUUAGAUGAAAAACAUUUAAUUUUAAUUCUUCUAGAGCAGCCUUUGCCAACCUUGAGUCUACAGAUGUUGUCUGGCUACAACCCAACUCAUCCUUGACCAUUGGCCAUGCUAGCUGAGUAUGGUGGGGUUUGUAAUCCAACAGCAUAUAGGAACCUACGACUUGGGAAAGCUGUUCUAGAGAGAAAAGGGCACCACUUCCCUCAGUGAGGGAAAGUUUUUAAUAGGAUGUGAGUAAUUACUGUUGGUGAUUACAUAAAGUUUUGUCGAUACUUGCUAGAAAGAUAGAAAAACUAAAAUUGUAGAGAGAUUUAGUAAUGAAUUUGCAAAGCGACAUACUCAAAAUAAUUUGAAGCAACUGGGAAAAAAGAGAAACUCAACAUCUGUGCUGCUUCUUUGAUGCUUUCAAAUUGAAAGACCUAGUUCAGAUGUCAUGGGAAACCAUAAUUUCCUGCCACGUGAACAAGCCAUAGCCUAACACACUCUUCUCUUGUCUUUCACAGGAGCAGGAAGUUGGCAGCUUCUGUUCCCAUUUUAAAAAUAAAGACAGUUCUCUGUGACAUCCCAACUGUGGUUCGCAAGAACCAGUUGGGAUGAAACUUCCCCAUUUUCAGAUCUCUUCUCCAUUCUCAUUAUCCGUAGUUUAAACAAAUUGCAGUUCCCUGCAUUUGGACAGGAAACUAUAGUUGGAUUAAAAACAGGAAGUGAAAGUUUUCAGUGUUCUCCUGGCACUCAAAAGGAAGAGGACAAGUACCCAAGGCUUGCUGUAUCUUUAUUUACAAAUGAGAAAACCAUAAUUUCUCACUGCUUCUGGAAACAGGCCAAAGUGAGCUUGCAACUCGUUGCAAAUUAGCAUUGCAAAUUAGCACAGAAAACCAAGAAGUGGAAACCACAAAUCUAUAAAUUUUGCUUAUGUUUGAUAUACUCUCUGUGAUGGAGACAAGUCCCUGCCAUUUGAUCUUGCUGGCUAGAUGGCAGUUCCAGCAGGGUGGUUUAAUCAGUUCUGGUUAGAUAUGCUAUCAUCUUACCACAAUAGGCAAGAGGUUGGCUGCGACAUUCUACAAGACCUGCAGCUCCCAAAUAGCCUUAGAGGUAUAGCACCACAUAAGACAAAAGCAUGAAUGAUCCAUUCCUAACAGGAGACUCAACUAAUGUAGAGUUGCUAAAAGAUAAUAAUAAUGAUAUUAAUAAUAGUAAUAGUAAUAAUAUAAUUUAUUAUUUGUACCCUGCCCAGCCACUCCGGGCGGCUUCCACAAAGAGCAAAAAUACACUAAUAUGUCAUACAUUAAAAACUUCCCUAACAGGGCUGCCUUAAGAUGUCUUCUGAAUGUCAGGUAGUUGUUUAUCUCUUUGACAUCUGAUGGGAGGGCGUUCCGCAGGGCGGGCGCCACUACCAAGAAGGCCCUCUGCUUGGUUCCCUGUAGCUUUGCUUCUCGCAAUGAGGGAACCGCCAGAAGGCCCUCGGCGCUGGACCUCAGCGUCCGGGCAGAACAAUGGGGGUGGAGACGCUCCUUCAGGUAUACUGGGCCGAGGCCAUUUAGGGCUUUAAAGGUCAACACCAACACUUUGAAUUGUGCUUGGAAACGUACUGGGAGCCAAUGUAGGUCUUUCAAGACCGGUGUUAUGUGGUCUCGGCGGCCGCCCCCAGUCACCAGUCUAGCUGCCGCAUUCUGGAUUAGUUGUAGUUUCCGGGUCACCUUCAAAGGUAGCCCCACGUAGAGCGCAUUGCAGUAGUCCAAGCGGGAGAUAACUAGAGCACGCACCACUCUGGCGAGACAGUCCGCAGGCAGGUAGGGUCUCAGCCUGCGUACCAGAUGGAGCUGGUAGACAGCUGCCCUGGACACAGAAUUGACCUGCACCUCCGUGGACACCUGAGAGUCCAGAAUGACUCCCAGGCUGCGUACCUGGUCCUUCAGGGACACAGUUACCCCUUUCAGGACCAGGGAGUCCUCCACACCAGCCCACCCCCUGUUCCCCAAAAACAGUACUUCUGUCUUGUCAGGAUUCAACCUCAAUCCAUUAGAUACUCCUGCUCAUGGCCGCUGCCUGUUUUAAGGAGACUCUUUAGACUGCUCAGAAGCUGAUCCACUUCACCAAAGCGCCUGGCUUCCCCAUCAACAUUAUCCACCUUCUUAAAAUUUAGCUUUUGCUUGCAAACAAGCUAUAGAUAACAUUAGCAUUCUUGACAAUGUAUUACUGCUUAUUCGCACCACCCUUCCAAAUUCAGUCUCUGUUUUUUCUGCUGUUUGCAAUCGCAAUUUCAAUGUGUAACUAAAGCCAAAUUUGUUUGGAAUAUAUUAACCGUAGGGUGAUGAAUGAUAAGUAUUGACGAAAUAGUCUUAAAAUCUGAUGUGUUAAUGCUUUAUAGUGGAACGAAUAGUUUUUCCUGGAAUAAUGAAAACUGCCCUCAGGAAAUAGUGCCUGCCCUGGUAUAUCAACAGAUUUAGUACAACAUCCUAGGCUAGCUUAGAUGUCCAGAAUUGGCUGCAUAGUUAGUGGAUCAGUAAGAUAAUACUCUUGUCAGCAAUGAGGAAUUAAAUAUCAUUACCACAAUUAGCAAAGAUCAUUAGCGCACUGUCGCUUUGUAGCAAAUUGAACUAGCAGUCCAGAACAAAAGUCAUUUUCUGCUACUUCACAAUCUCUGGUUUAGAUAUCUUUCUUUUUUUAGCCCAUGCAACUUAAGUAGUGGCACAGUUUAAAACUGUGUUUUAACAAAACAUUUCAGUGCUUGUUCUUGCAUGCCUGUGAAGUAAAAAAAAAAGAAAGAAAGCUCAAUAAAAAUGUUGAUUCACUAAGCUGCUAGUUUGCUGUAGAAGCCUCCUAUGUUUAAGAAGCAUUUUCUCUUUUGAAUAUAUGCCUAGAAGCAAUUAUUUAUGGCAUCUAUUUUAACAAUGUUGUAAAUUGAACUAUUAUUUUUUAAAAACAUUACCUUCUAGUGAUGGAGUUUUAUGUCCUGUGUUUUCUGAGUUGGUAAAAUAAUAAAGUUGUAACUGGCUACCUGUAACCAUGCACCCCUAAAGAGUUGGAUCUGUUUCAAGAGAAAAUACUGUGUAGUAUCAUCUAAGAGGAAAGUUUGGAGCAGCAGAAUAGACGUUAACAGUCCACUGUAGAAUUAAUAGCUUUGUAUUGAAUAUCAGAUCUUUUGAAUUAUCAGCCAUUUAUAGUUAAUGGGCAGUAUCCAAAGAACGGCGUAAAGCAGAGCUUUCCAGACUGUGUGUCACGACAUGUUAAUGUGUCAGUUGCGCUGUGUAAGUAUGUCACGCGGAUGCUCCCUGUGCUCCUCCCAGGGGUGGAAAGGGGUUUGUUUAACUUCCGGUUUGCUAGUAAAACUGAAUUACUGUGUCAUGAAAUGAUGCAUGUCUUUUAAAAGUGUGUCCCCGACAUGCAAAGUUUGGAAAGCUCUGCUAGGAGCUUCUGCUAGGCCAGUAGAAGUUUUUAUUUUUUAUUUUAUUUUGAAGUGCUGGUUCCCUGGACCAGAUUAGUCAGCCAAGUUCCCUCUAGAUGUUGGAAUGCAUCUCCCAUCCUCCCUGAGUAUUGUCCACGCCGGCUUGGAUUGAUGAGAGUUGGGAUCCAGCAACACAUGAGGGGCUCUCUGCGGCCUACCCUUGCCUACAAUCACAGACUGGUUGUGAACCUCCCCUAAGCUUCACAAGCAGUUUUGGUAGAUGAGAAAUGAGGCUCAAUUCAUGGAACAGAUUUCAUAGUUGCUUUGAUUUUGGCACUGUUUAGCACAAGCCGUGCUAAUAAAAGAACUUGGAAAGCAUCCUUGCAUAAGUAGUAAUUAGACAUAUAUUUACAUUGUUCAUUCUUGCAUCUCAGUGCCUAAGAAAUAACUUGGCCAAAGGAUAAAAGAGACCUUUGGACAUAUUUUGGCAUCUUUAGUAAGUUUUGGCUUACUAAACUGCAAGCACACUUCUGGAGUUGGAAGUUUUUUCUUAGCUUAGUUAGGGGAGAAUACUGCAAAACAGGGUGCUUUUUAGUAGGGGUGUUCAUGGAUCCCAUUCUUUGACUUUCAUGUAUACAGUCAUACCUCGGGUUAAAGAUGCUUCAGGUUGAGCGUUUUCAGGUUGCGUCCCGUGGCGACCCGGAAGUAACGGAACGGGUUACUUCUGGGUUUCGCCACUCGUGCAUGUGCAGAUGCAGCAAAUCGCAACCCGCAGACACAGGUUGCAUUCUGCUCAGGUUGCGAACGGGGCUCCGGAACGGAUCCCGUUCGCAACCAGAGGUACCACCGUAUCUGCAUUUUUUAAAAAAAAAAUCCAAUGUGUUUGAAUUGCUCUGUGGUCUCUGGACUUCAAACUGUCAUGCAAGUUUGAAGCCACUCUGAAAUGAUGAAAUGAAGCUCUCCCGUUUUCUGUACACUAUGAAGGGGGAUCUAAAACUGCCAGCAGAGUUGCGAAGAUUUCUGGGUUAUUGCUUUUCGUUAAGGCAGAGCAAUCUACAUUUGAACCUUAAAAAGUUUUUAACUUUUUAAAAACUCUUCCACUACUGUGCUUUAACAUUUUAAAUAAAUAAUAAUAAUCAGAGAUCUUCAGCACUCUACUGACUUGGACAGCCUCGCUUCUUGAAAAGCUAGGUGAACACUCAUAUAUAGAAAAACAUAGAGCUAAAAGGGACAGAAGAAUAUGCAAGCAACUUGAGGCAUUGUGGAGGCCCUGAUCUGACUGGGGUGGGUGUGCUAUUUGGCCUGCACACUUGUUAGUGAUAAUGCUUACACUUUGGUUUUACUUCUACAGUACCUUCUUUCAACACACUUUACAUCUUUCUAAACCGUGAAAUACAUUUCACUGGUCCUAGUAAGCACAAAGCAAGUUUAUUGGUUUAUAUUAAAACUGUAUCCUAACCUUCCUCCACAAGGAGCCCAGGGCAUAAAUUAAUUGUAUUAAUUGAAUACAGUUUAAAAUAAAAUAAAGCAUAAUUUGAAACAGUUAAAAACAAUAAAAUAGAAUUUGUUUAAAAGCCCUACAACAAUUUUAAAGAAAUUUAGGUCUUCAAAAAAUUGACAGUAUAAUUCCCCCCAAGAUCAUCUGAGGUGCAGAAUGAAGAAUUGGACUUUAUCCAGAUUUAAGAGGCGGUUCAGCAUGUGACCUGCUUUCACCCUACCCACCAUGUUAAUUGACGUGGAGAUUUAUUUUAGGCAAAAAGCCAGAAGUCAUGCCAGCAUGUGGGUCCCAAAAGAGGAGUGGUCGCACCAAUUUUUGUAUCUUCUCUUUCUCAAAUAACGGCAGAGCCCACCAGUCCUGUUAUAUGCCAUUAUAUGUCGAUUCGUUUUUAAGGUGCUUGCCAUUCUCUGACUUGUGGGUUGUGCUCAGUGCUGUAAACCAGUUGGGAGGCAGUUUUUGUGUGUGGCAUGGCUUGCUGGUUGCUAAAUGCCGUGUUAACUUUUCUUGUAGCAACUCAUUAUAGGAUUCAGUAAAUUGUCUCAAGAUGGAAGGCUUGGUUUUCUUUAAUUGCCACCGUUCUUAAAAAAUAUUGCUCAUUGAAUGAACUGGGAGAUAAAGACUUGACCCUUCAGCUGGAGCGCUCCUUAUUUGACACUUUUCCCAGCUGUCAGCUGGGCUCCUCAAAUCAUUUAGCAGACGUGUAGCUGCCUUUUCGAAAGCACACUUUGGUCUGCUUGUGCAAGUCAGGUGUGCGUACAUUUCUACAUAUGCUGCAAAUCGUACAGUGGGCUAUAAUUCUUAUUUGCUAAGAAAACGUUGCUGCCUGGUCCACCUCAUUUCAAGUUUUGCGUGCCUCCUGGCACUCAGCAUAGAAUUUGAGCCUCCCUCUGUUUCAAUUUAAGGCUCCAGGACUGAACUUUCCAAUAAGUCCCUUGUCUCAGCAAGCUUUGCAUUUGCAGCACGUGUGUUUUAGUACAUAUUUUGAGAGGCGGCUUAUGGGGCUCUUUUUAAUGGAAAUCGGAAAAUAAGCAUAAGCUUUUUAUAAGUUCUCUCUGUCUUGCCAGCGCUGCCAACCUUUCAUAAUUAAGUUGCUAACCUUCAAUAUUUGCUUCCAUUUAUAGCCUUGUCUUUUUCUGUGUAAAGACGCUGGUCCUUCUAAUGGCUUUUUGCUUGUGUUAUUAGUAGACAGAAGAAAAGGAGACAUGCAAAAGUAGGCCAGUCUAAUCUAACCAUAACAGUCUCUUGAAAUAGUUACUGGUUAUAAGCUAUAACUUGUCACGUGCAAGAGCCGAUCUAACUGGGUUUGACUUCCUAGAUAGGACGGCCAAUAGCUAUAUAGUUUGAGACCAAAUGAAAUAUGACCCUACAACCAAUGUGAAACCGUGGGUAUUUAAGUGAGUUAAGGGAGGACUACAGUUGUUCCCUAGGGACGCGGGUGGCGCUGUGGGUUAAGCCGCAGAGCCUAGGACUUGCAGAUCAGACGGUCGGCGGUUCAAAUCCGUGCGACGGGGUGAACUCCCGUUGCUCGGUCCCUGCUCCUGCCCACUUAGCAGUUCAAAAGCACAUCAGAGUGCAAGUAGAUAAAUAGGUACCACUCCGGUGGGAAGGUAAACGGUGUUUCCGUGCGCUGCUCUGGUUCGUCAGAAGCGGUUUAGUCAUGCUGGCCACAUGACCCGGAAACUGUACGCUGGCUCCCUCGGCCAAUAAAGCGAGAUGAGUGCCGCAACCCCAGAGUCAGCCACAACUGGACCUAAUGGUCAGGGGUCCCUUUACCUUUACCUACAGUUGUUCCUGGGUGUUUAAAUCACCCCAUCACCCCCCAAAAGGCAACAACAUUUAGAUGCUUGCAAGAGUUAUACUUCAAAAGUUUCACUCCGGUUUUACUUUUCAAGCUGCAGGAAACCAUCUAAGGAAGGUCCUUAAACCAGCUUAAUAACCUUCUUUGUGUCUUGCUUAAGUGGCUAUUCAGAUAACGUUUCAGGCCUCAUUUAUUAUUGCUGUUAUCAUCUUACUUGUUACUUUCAUUGAAGAUGGUUGUAAUGCUGGUGAACCAAGGCCGUUGCUGUCAGCAGUUGUUGCCUUUUUCACCACUCUUUGUCGAACAGACUGAAAAUGAUGGUGCUGAAAGUAGCUACAUGUGACUAGGAGAAAAUCCAUAUACAGAAGAGCUUUCUCGGGAGGGUGAAAUGUGCAGCACAGAUGCCACUGCGUAGAAAAAUGUGCAGCUGCUUAGGUCAGGUGAAACUAACUUGAAUGGCACAUGUCUUUUUAUCAAGAAGGGAAUGAUGAAUUUGUGUUGGUGGUAUCAUUCACAGUAAAGGUAAAGGUACCCCUGCCCGUACGGGCCAGUCUUGCCAGACUCUAGGGUUGUGCGCUCAUCUCACUCUAUAGGCCGGGAGCCAGCGCUGUCCGCAGACACUUCCGGGUCACGUGGCCAGCGUGACAAGCUGCAUCUGGCGAGCCAGCGCAGCACACGGAACGCUGUUUACCUUCCUGCCGGAGUGGUACCUAUUUAUCUACUUGCACUUUGACAUGCUUUCGAACUGCUAGGUUGGCAGGCGCUGGGACCGAACGACGGGAGCGCACCCCGCCGCAGGGAUUCGAACCGCCGACCAUGCGAUCAGCAAGUCCUAGGCGCUGAGGUUUUACCCACAGCGCCACCCGCGUCCCUUAUCAUUCACAGUAGAGAAAAGUAAUUUUGAAGCAGGAAAACUCUUAGUAGGAUUCCAUGUUCUUUAUAUAUAGAUGGAAGAACCAUUAAAGAACUUGUAGCUGGGUAUUGUUGGAGGGUGUUGCAAUAGUAAGAAUAGGAUAAUAAGCAUAAAAAAUAAUGAAAAUACCAGGUGAGAAAAAUGGUGAGUUAAGGAAAUGACGAAUAGUAGUUUGCUUUAAGUGGUUCCACUAUAGCAGGCAUAGGCAAACUCAGCCCUCCAGAUGUUUUGGGACUACAACUCCCAUCAUCCCUAGCUAACAGGACCAGUGCUCAGGGAUGAUGGGAAUUGUAGUCUCAAAACAUCUGGAGGGCUGAGUUUGCCUAUGCCUGUACUAGACGUUAUCGUACUGUUUUAGUUGAGUGAUUGUUGCCUCUGGGUAAUCAGUAUUCAAAGGUUUUUCAGUGGUUUAAGCUUUGCUUAGUGUUGGUUAAACAAACUUUUCUUCUCCCACAGGAGGAACAGGCUGCUAAGCUAAAGGCUGAAAAGAUCAGGGUUGCUUUAGAGAAGAUUAAAGAAGCACAAGUUAAAAAGGUAAACUAUAGGUCUUGCAUUAUCCAAAGUCAGUCUUGAUAUAUUGUGGAGGUCUGUUUUGAAAUAUUUGUUCCCUGUUGAGGACUGCAUACAUAUGGCAUAAAUAUUUUCCCCUGUGGUUGUAUUCACAACAUCGUGUAUUUUUCUAGCGUGAUAUUCUCAUCUGGUGGUGCAGUUUGCAUUUGUAUCACAUCCUAGUUUAUUAGUUCUCAAAUUCUGAAUAGAGUAGUGUAAAGGGGAGUCCCUAAAGAUGUCUUAAACUUUAACACAUUUUGCAGCCAAGUACCAUGGUAGUAUGUCUACAAUAUGAAAACUAAAUAGGAGCAAGCUAGCUUAUUAUCUUGUUUUACUGAGAGAUAACAGUAAUGAAAUGCAUGUAAUUUCAUGAAUUUUUGACUUGGCGCCUUUCUUAGUUUGCAGUUACUUAACUUGCUCUUGAAUUCCACUGAAAUCGACAGGAGAAUUGGAGUUAUUCACAGAAUAGCAAUUUAUUAAGCCAAAAAUGUUGGCUAGUUGCAAGGUUAAUUCAGAUUACCAUUUUAUAGCCUUUUAAAGCUAAUUGAUAACAACAUAGGACUAAUUAGAAAAACGUCAACAUGAACAUGUUAGCAUUUACUUUUAUGUUUUCAACUUCUGUCUGGCUGAUUUAACUCUGUCUCCUUCUGUCUACAUACAGCUUGUCAUUAGAGUCCACAUGUCAGAUGACAGCUCCAAAACAAUGAUGGUAGAUGAACGACAGACAGUAAGACAAGUGCUGGACAACUUGAUGGACAAGUCCCACUGUGGUUUUAGCUUAGACUGGUCUUUGGUAGAAACCAUCUCAGAAUUACAAAUGGGUUAGUAAAGCUUGAAAUACAGCUUCUUCCUGUCUCUUGCUCCGAGCGGAUGCAGAAUUUUACCGAUACGUGGUCCUGUUUUAGAACUCUUUGCUGACUUGCUCUGUAUUCACAAUCUCAAGUAUUUGAGUUUUCAGUUUCCAAACUAUGUGUUACAACGUCUCAGGGAUCUAAGACUUUUAGUGAAGGGCCUGACGUUGUACUUUUUGUGAUCUCUUAGUAAAAACCUAUGGAAUUACUGGAUGCGCUUAAUGUGGCUAUUCCUCAUAAUUGCACGUGGAAAAUACUAUGGCAAAAAAGUCAAGUAAACAAACCCAGUUCCAUUGCUCUUCCUAAGUCUGUAAACCCCAUUUUUAGAUUAUAAGCCCGAGGGCAGGGACUGUCUUACUACUGAUUUCGGUAAUCCUCUUCAGGAGUCUUGCUGGCUUAAAUUAAAUAGGAUUACAAUCAUCGUUUGUUUAUAUUGCCCAUGUUUGCAUGUCCUGAUAAGCAGGAUUCCUGGCUAAUGGUGACACAUAUAUAUCAGUUAUAUUUAAACAUGUCAUUACUGCUUUUUGUCAUGAGUCAGCAAACCAUUGACCCCCCCCCAAAAAAAAAACCCCACUCCUGUGUUUGUAGCUUAGAAUAUUUAUUAUGUGAUUUGUUUAUUAUGCAGAGAGAAUCUUUGAAGACCAUGAAAACUUGGUAGAAAACCUCCUCAACUGGACAAGAGACAGUCAAAAUAAACUUAUGUUUGUAGAACGUAUAGAAAAAUAUGCACUUUUCAAAAAUCCCCAGGUGAGUCUAUUGCUUCCCCCCCCCCACCCUGCAUCUGAGCACCUUUCUGACACUUACUAUAUUUUAAUAUAUGAAACACAAAUUAUACACACAGUAGUGGAAAUAUCUCUCUUUAAUAAAGUUUAACUGAAAUACAUACACAGAAUAAACCUCUGCAUAUACAUUUCUCAGUCAUGUGGCUGUUACAUUCAUUUUUAACUAUGAAAAGCAGGGGGGAUGGAUCUACUUCGCUAAAUAGUCCAUAAAUGACCAUAUUCUGGGGAAGAUUCCCUUCCUGUGUUCUACAGUGGUACCUCAGGUUAAGAACUUACCGUAUUUUUCGCUCUAUAACACGCACCCAACCAUAACACGCACGUAGUUUUUAGAGGAGGAAAAUCCGUAGGCAUGCCACCCGUAGGCAUUCCCUCCAUAACACGCACAGACAUUUCCCCUUACUUUCUAGGAGGAAAAAAGUGAGUGUUAUGGUGCAAAAAAUACGGUAAUUCGUUCUGGAGGUCUGUUCUUAACCUGAAACUGUUCUUAACCUGAAGCACCACUUUAGCUAAUGGGGUCUCCCGCUGCUGCCACGCCGCCGCCACACAAUUUCUGUUCUCAUCCUGAAGCAAAGUUCUUAACCCGAGGUACUAUUUCUGGGUUACCAGAGUCUGUAACCUGAAGCGUCCGUAACCCAAGGUACCACUGUAUUGGUAUAUAGUCAAUAAAGUCCCACAAUAUUCUAACAAAAGACCAGAGUCCAAUAUGCUUCAUCUGUUUGGAUACUCAAGUCAUGUUCCCAGAUUUGUCUAGCCCCCCUGAACUUUCAGAAUUUAAUAGCGAUCAGUAAAUAUUUGAAACAUGACUCUUUGAGCUUGAGGUAUAAUCAGUUAACAAUCUUUCAAGUACAGUCAUACCUUGGGUUGAAUACGCUUCGAGUUGUGCACGUUCGAGUUGUGCUCCGCGGCAACCCGGAAGUAACGGAGCGUGUUACUUCCGGGUUUCGCCGCUUGCGCAUGUGCAGACGCUCAAAAUUAUGUCACGCACAUGCGCAGAAGCAGCGAAAAGCGACACGCGUGUGCGCGCGUAAACGCGCCGUCGCUAGUUACGUUUAACUCUAGAUGCGAACGGGGCUCCAGAACGGAUCCCGUUCGUAUCUAGAGGUACCACUGUAAAAAGUAAAACGUUUUUGGGAUACUAUACAUGAAGAAAAACGAUGCUUAGGAGCUCUAAGCUUACCUAUUGGGACUAUUGGGAAAAUAUAUCCCACAAGAAAAGAAAGUACCGUAUUUUUCGCCCCAUAGGACGCACUUUUUCCCCUCCAAAAAUGAAGGGGAAAUGUGUGUGAGUCCUAUGGGGCAAAUGCAGGCUUUCGCUGAAGCCUGGAGAGCGAGAGGCAUCGGUGCGCACCGACCCCUCUCGCUCUCCAGGCUUCAGGAAGCUAUCCGCAAGCCCGGCGGGAGUUCCCGCGGGCUCACAAGGCUUGCGGGCAGCAGCCUGCAGCCCCGGCGAGUGUCCGCAAGCCUUGCGCGCCUGGCAGGAGGUCCCGCCGAGCGUGCGAGGCUUGGGGUGGCAGCCUGUCGCCCGAAGCACGGAGCACCCUCCGGAGGGCUCCCCGUGCUUCGGGCGAGUGUCUGCAAGCCUUGCGCGCCCGGCAGGAGGUCCUGCCGAGCGCGCGAGUAAAUGGAAAAGCAAAACAGUUCCCUCCAAAGAGGAUUGGAUAUGUACAAUGAGUGAUUAUAUAAAAUUGGCAAAAUUAACAGCAGCCAUAAGGUCACAGUCAAACCAAAAGCUAAGAUCAGAAUGGAAAUGCUUUGAAGAAUAUAUAGAAAAACACUGUUCACAAAAGAAUAUGUUGAUAUGCAUAGAUUAAGAUUGUAGAGUUUAAAAGAAGAAUGAAGUUUGGAAGGAGACAUGAAAGAUAAUUUAGAUAAAGAAUGCAAUGUUAAUAUUUAAUAUAAUAUAUAAUAGAAAUCAGGAUGUGGUGGAGGGGAGUCAAGGGUGGGUGGUGGGUGUUAUGUAUGUAAUGUUAUAUAUUGGUGUAUUUAUAUUUCUUUUUUGUUUCCUUUUUUCUUCUUUGUAUUCUUUUGUAUUACUUAAAAUAAAAAUUCGGGAAAAAUACUUUUAAAAAAACAGUCUUUCAAAUCUGGACAAGUUUAUUAUUGCACAUUGUCUAACAUUUGGUUUCACCAAGAAGGUUCAAAUCUGUCCCCAAGGAAGCCAUGAAAAUGCUGUGACUUCUUGCCUCUUUGAUGUCUUCUGCAGCACCUUUCUUGUAAAAGACACAGACCAUUUAUAAAUUCUUGGAGCACCAGAGUCUAUGUCUGUUGAAAAAGAGGGGAUGAUCUCUGGGACUAAAAUGACAGUUCUCUUUGACGGAACUUUAAGCAUUACUUUUGUAAAUCUCUUAUUUAACCACUCUGAGGAUUGAAAUUUAUGUUUGUAAAAUGAGUGAACAAAAAGCAGAGCCCUGGCAGCCUCCCCAGACUCCAAUUUUACCCAUUGUCUGUCCUCAGCCACAAUGGGAACCAUGUGACAUAUGUUUAGUCUUACAAUAGAGAGCUAUUGGACAUUCCCCAGUCCCCUUCACUUGCUGGCUUGUAUAUAAGAGCCUUCAAAAUUUGGGGUAUUCUUGAGCCAAACGCAUACUGGUGUACUUUUUUUUUGCAAUUUCUUUAUCUGUUGUAAGGAGCAUUUGAAAUAAACAGAGUUGUUUAAGGAAGGGCGGUUUUUCUCAAAUGCUUCCAAGUUUUCCCAUCCUUUUCCAUGGUUUGCCAUAAAAGUAACUUUGUUUACAUUUAUAGAUAUUUGAAUGCAAAUGGUGAAAAUUAUGGUAACGUGUAGGGAUUAACAGCAUAUCAGAUAAAUCUCUUUGGAGCUUAAAUGGAGUGGAAUGUUAAAAAACAUGACUUCAGAUUUAGUAAAGUUGAUUCGAAGCCCAGCAAAUAAAAUAAACUGACUCCUUUCUGAGUUUGAGAGGUGUUUUAAUAGGUCUGGACAUCAUCUGCAUCCUCCCACAAAAAGAAUUUGUUCCUUCAUAAUGUUGAUUUCAUGGACCGGUUCUGCUUCAGCCUUCUUCCGAUUGGUUCUGUGGCAAGAUAAACAAGAGAUAUCUCUGCUUUGUCCCAUGCUACAGAUUGGUUUUGAAUCCAAAUUGCUUAUCUUGAUUGUCAUAAAUAUUCCAUAGAUUCCCCACCCACCCCAAUAUUCCAACAACUUUGAUGCCCAGUCCCAUCCUAAUUACUUCAAUCAAAGGCUUCAUAGAUACCUUGCACAAGACUCCAAGGGAGUAAACGUUUGGUUUUACAGAAUUGUAUAUUUAGCCGAGUCCUGAUUGGGUCAGGUAUUUGGCAAGCACAUGUAGAUUCAGUUAUCUGGAUCGAAUCCAGAAGAGAGUGUAAGUACUUUAAAUAUAUAUAUAUAUAUAUUUAUAUAUGCGCACACACACACACACACACACACACACACACACACCCUCUGGUUUAUAGGUUUUUUUUUGUAGAAACCUGGAGAAGUUAUUCUCAGAAACGGCACCCUUCUAGGGAUAUCAUGAUGAUUACAUUUCUGAAUUCUAAGUGCUUCAGCUGAAGUCUCAAUCCCUCUCUUACAGAAUUAUCUUCUAGGGAAAAGAGAAACCUCUGAAAUGGCAGACAGGAACAAGGAAGUACUACUGGAGGUGAGACUUUCCACAUUAUUGAUGUGGUGGCUGAUUUGCUACUGCUGCUAUUCAUUUAUUGCUAUGCAAGAAGGGUGAAGGAAUCUUAAGUCCUGCCUACAAAGCUCAUAGGGAUGCGGGUGGCGCUGUGGGUUAAACCAUAGAGCCUAGGACUUGCCAAUCAGAAGGCCGGCGGUUCGAAUCCGCAUGACGGGGUGAGCUCCCGUUGCUCGGUCCCUGCUCCUGCCAACCUAGCAGUUCAAAAGCACGUCAAAGUGCAAGUAGAUAAAUAGGUACCACUCCAGCAGGAAGCUAAACGGCAUUUCCGUGUGCUGCUCUGGUUCGCCAAAAGCGGCUUAGUCGUGCUGGCCACAUGACCCGGAAGCUGUACGCCGGCUCCCUCGGCCAGUAAAGCGAGAUGAGCACCGCAACCCCAGAGUCGGCCACGACUGGACCUAAUGGUCAGGGGUCCCUUUACCUUUACCUUACAGAGCUCAUAAUCUAAAUCCAUUGGUCAAGUCAGUAAUGAGGGCCAGGAUAGAGUUGAAAUAAGUGGGCUAAAUAAGAGGACAAAAAGGCUGAAGAUUCAAGGUUAGCUAAUGUGUGUUGGAAGAAAUAUCCCUGUGACUGCAGAACGUUCUCUUCAAAUCUAUGUUAACUUUCUAUUCCAGGAGUGUUUUUGCGGAAGCUCGGUAACGGUGCCAGAAAUUGAGGGUGUCUUGUGGCUGAAGGAUGAUGGCAAAAAAUCUUGGAAGAAGCGUUAUUUUCUUCUGCGUGCUUCUGGAAUCUACUAUGUUCCCAAAGGAAAGGCGAAGGUGAAUCUUCUGCUUCUAAAACUGUUUUUAAGACUUGUGCCACUCUCGUAUUUUCAAAACCCUGACAUCCCAGUUUGUCACUCCCAUCGGCUCAAGUUUGGAGCCUGCCAGAUAAAAUGAUCCCCCUUCUCUUCCUCUCCCACACUGUUCUAAGGGUUCCUCCCCACUCUCCCAAGCCGAUUUCCUGAGGAGGAAAGGGGGAAAGCCCCAUUGCACAAGCGGAAGUCCUUGCAUAGGGGGCUUCCACUGAUGGGGGCAGUUAGAUGAGUCCUACCCAUAAUUCCCAACUCUUCCUCUUCCCAAAGGAAUAAUAAGUAGCUAGCUCUGAUAACUGAAUCUAUUUCAGUCUCUGUCAGAAGAUAUUUGGUUAACCAAGCCCCAUCUUUUACCCAUCCCCAUGGUGGACUCAGUUUUUGAAUGAAAACGCUCCCAAUAAUGAUGAAAAUAUCUAUUUAAUAUUAAUCACCACCUGAUAAAGAAAUCUUUAUGUCCCCUUUCUGGUAAUAUUUUAACACCCAUGCUUUUCUUGACGUCCUUUUGGGUUCCAUUAGCAUAUCACAGUUGAAAUAUAUAUAUUUUUAUGUGCUUAAAAUUGUCAAUAGUGACUUAGUGUACAUCACGAAGGCAUUGUUUUUUUUAUUUUGGGAACAUUUUAAUCUAAUUUGAAGUUCUUUCCAUAGUUGAGAGAGCCUAGAAAAUUGUUCCACUUUGAUCUUGUAACAUUUUCCAUUCUGCUGAUUAUAUAGUACUAAUGUUUUUAUUCCUAUCUUGGGUUAAUUUGUUUUAUUCUAGUUGCCUACUGAGAUUAGUUCCUUGUGUUUACAUUAACCUGAAAGUUACACAGGAGGUAACUUUGAAAAAGUUACGGUAAAAUGAUUUGAGGGUUUCUACGUCCAUGACCGUAUGUGUUUCUUUUUAUAGGUCUCUCGGGAUCUUGUAUGCUUCCUUCAGCUGGACCAUGUAAAUGUUUACUACGGCCAAGACUAUCGGAAUAAGUAUAAAGCCCCUACAGACUAUUGUUUAGUACUUAAAGUAAGUGUUGAGUAGUAGCUGUCAAUAUGAGAAAUGAAAAGGGGAAGGGGAAAAGGCCACAGACUAGUUGUUGGAAAGCUUCUUGUACCUUGUGUUGCCCAUUUCUGCAUGAAACGCAAAAAAAAGGGCAUAUUUUGUAUCAGCCAGUAUUGAUUUGACACACUCUCCAUCAGAUCCUGUUUUCAUUUGCCUUUGAGAGAAGGCAGCAAGUUCUUAAUCAUAUUUUGCAGCAGUUUCUUAAUUAAGUAAUUAAUUAAUUAAGCAGUAAUUAAUUAAUUUAAUUAAUUUUAUAAUGAAUGAUUUUAGAGUGUUGUUUGUGCUGUACUUUUGUACUGUUUUAUUGUUGUUAGCCGCCCUGAGCCCGGCUUCGGCUGGGGAGGGCAGGAUAUAAAUAAAAUUUAUUAUUAUUAUUAUUAAUAUAAUUAUACUAAUUAUAUUAAUAAUAUAUUGUUAUUAUUAUUAAAAUAUAAUUAAUAUAAUAUAAUAUAAUAUAAUAUAAUAUUAAUAUAUUAUUAUUAUUAUUAUUAUUUCUGUCAACAGCUUCAGUGCAGAAAUAUGAACCCUAGCAUUCAAAGGAUGCAUUCCUCACUUUUUGCUAUCGCAACUGCAAAAUCUUUGAACAUGACUGUUUUGCUUCCCUAGGAGUAGUCUUAAUGCUGUAAGGUUAAGGUUGUUAUUUUUAAAUUCGGUUCACCCUGACUGCGCCAAAUGUUUCUCUUGCAGCAUCCUCAGAUUCAGAAGAAGUCGCAAUAUAUUAAAUAUUUGUGUUGUGAUGAUAUCAGAACCCUACAUCAGUGGGUAAAUGGCAUCCGUAUCGCUAAGGUAUGUUCCAGUUCUCUGCUCCUCUCCCAAUAGCUGUCAUACCAUAAGAGUUGGAAAGUAUAAACACAGAAUGGCGUUGCUAAUGUCCAAACAUAGACACUGUUUUUAAGGGCAGGGAUUCUAAAAAUCGGAUUUAAAUAUAUUCUUUUAAAAAUUGUUACUAGCAUAUAACAAAGUAUAUGAUUAUAUAAAAAUGGAUUGUUGUAAUAAUUUAAAGUUAUCUGUUUUUAUUUACUCUGCUGGUCAUCAGAAUAUGCAUUUCCAGUCUGGUAUAACACAUUAAACCAAAAGUAUGUCCAAAUUAAUAGGUGAUGCCCAACUUUAGUCUCCCUUAGAUUUGAAAUCUGGGUCUACUCUUGAGUAUGACCUAGUUGGGUAUCACUCAGUCUGCAUUCUGUGACCAUUUAUUUUCACGCUGAAGCGUUUCCAGCCUCUUUAACAUUUUUAUUCCUCCUUUGACAAGUAACCCUCUUCCUAGGAUUCCAUGUCAUAUGGAACUUUGUGCUUGGGAUGGCAUCUGCGCCUUCUUGAUUUUUCCCUAUACCCUCAUAUGCAAAGCUCUGUAGUUGUCUGGAGAAUUGUAACUCGGUGUGUUAGAAGAGUUAUUGGCUGGAACUACCAAUUUCACCCCAUGGCACUUUCCAGAUAGUUGUUAUUCCAUCAGGCGAGCAGCUGUUUCUAGCUUUCAGUGCAGAUUGGUAAUAAGAAACCAGGACUCCAGCAGGCACCAAACAAAAUUUCAGCUAAUCUUACAGUGUAGGUUUUGUCAGGAGCAAGCCCACUAGUCUGAAAUGAAAGGGAUGGGGUUGAUAAGCUUGGGAUUUGAAUCAUGCAGUGUUCACAUUCCCUGUUCUGUUUUGUUCAGUAUGGGAAACAAUUGUACGUAAACUAUCAAGAAGCCCUGAAAAGGACAGAAUCGGCAUAUGACUGGACAUCCCUCUCCAGUUCUAGUAUCAAGUCUGGAUCCAGUUCAUCUAGUUUGCCAGGUAAGCCUCAGUACCAUUCUGUUUCUAUAAAAUGUUUUAAGAAGUUUUGAUUCACUGUAAAAACACCCCUUGGGUGACAUGAAAAUGAGACCUACCAUUUAAUUCAGAAACAUACACCUUUUAAAAUGUGAAGAACGUGAACUAAAGAAUAAUUACAUUGAGAUAGUGUUUGUGGGACUUGUUGCCAGAGCAUCAAGAUGAAAUAGGCUUCUGUUCAGUCCUGUGUCCUGUUUUCAGUUGUUAAAUGAACAGAGAAAGCGUUCGAUUCCAUUGAGUAUCUUCCAGCUCACACAUGGAGCAUAGCUGUCAAGUGUCCCUUAUUUGGCGGGACAGUCCCUUAUCCCAGCGCCAUGUCCCGCUGCUGUCCCUUAUUGAUGAGGCUUCAUUUGGCUGCUGGCUGGGCUUUCUGCCUUUGGCUCAGAGGGGCUCAGAAGUUGAACAUACCUGUGCCCGGAAAAUCCCUUAUUUUGGCUGCUGAUCCCUUAUUUUCGAGGCUGCUGGUCCCUUAUUUUCAAAUCUGUAAGUUGACAGCUAUGACAUGGAGUCAAUUAUACAUGUGAGAGUGAUUCACUCAAAUAAACUUGCUUUUAUGGGUUUUGCAUUGAUGCCCAAUGUUUGUUCUGCAUUUCUUUCCACAGAAUCUCAAUCCAAUCAUUCUAAUCAAUCAGAUAGUGGAGUUUCAGAUACCCAGACAGGACAUGUCCGUUCUCAAAGUAUCGUUAGCUCCAUCUUCUCAGAGGCCUGGAAGCGUGGUACCCAACUGGAAGAGUCUGGCAAAAUUAGCGUAAGUAUCAUACAACAGACAAUACUAUAUUACCAUGAUAGGAUAUGAAUUUUGCCAUUGCGUAACAUUGGCCUUGCUUGUAAGCCAUGAUUCCUAUGUAAGGAAGCAGCCAAGAAUUCUCCAUUAAAUUUAGAGAAACAGCCAAGCCUCAUACAUUCUGGGAAUAUUCCAUUGUGGUAACAGUUGCUUCAUGUCGCAGCUUGCUCCCCUAUGUUUUAUGCUAUGUUUUGUUUUGUUUUCCUGUUGCCUCGCAGUCUCAUGUGGCAAAUGCAAAACCCGGAACAGCUCAGAGCUCCACUGCAGUGAUGACUUAAGCAGGGGUAGAGUUAAGGUCAGGGGCCUUGUUUGAACUAUUAACCUGGGUGAAUGAUGCAACCAAAAUCAUGCAGACUAACUUUUUUCAAGAGAUAUCUAAUAUUUAAGCACACUGAUUAGUCCACAAGUGCCUGAGACUCAAUUCCCCUAAUUUGACAAUGUCGUGCACCCCCCACCCCAAUUUAUUAAUAAUCUGUCAUGGUUCUGGUUUAGCAUAUAUUGCUGGAAAAUUCUUCCCAGAAUGAAGAAUCUUAAAAGAGUUCUAUAGCUUGCUGAAUUUCAGAUAAGUACUCUUUGCAAUGGUAUGCAUAGCUCUAAAUUGCAGGAAACCAUCGUUUCACAAUGCUUCCCUCAAAUAAUCACAUAAUACGGAGAAACGGUCAUAAAAUAUAGGAUUGUUCAUUUGGUGGUCCAUUAUCUAUUAACAGAUGUCACAAAGUAAAUCACCUUAAUAACUUGACCAGAACUCUUGGUGCCUUCUGUUUGACCUCUUCCUUCCCCCCCUCCCCCCAGGUCAAUAAUCCCUGCAUGCCUUGACUUCCCUUCCUAUUCUGUGAUAUAGUUAGUCGUGAUGGUUUUCACUCUGUGUAUUGAUUAUCAGUGCUUGGUCACUUGCAUUCCCCUCCUGUCAAAUUUGGCUAUAUAUAUUUCCACCUUAGGCAGUUGUGAGGGAUUCUGCUCUAAAAGCAAUGGGAGAUCUUGUCUUCCCUAAUGCAAUUGCGAACUUUGUGCGGGUCCCUCUGCACAUAGUACCAACCCAAUCUUCUCUCUCAGUUAUACGGCACUUUAUUCAACUUUUUGUAAUUCAUAGUAAAGUUUAUAGCAGGCACUUUCACAAUCAUUUCUCUUUCUAUAUAUGUUUGAAUUUUAUUUUGUUUUUUUGUAUUCCCUUCCCUUUUAGGCUAGAAUGGACUCAAUAAGCCGACCCUUUACUUCAGUCCCACCAGCUUUGUCUCCGCAGGCCAAAGCGACCCCCCUAUAUUCAGCUUCACAGCCAUCGCCUCCCCUUCCGCCCCCGCCCCCUCCUCCGCCACCCCCUCCUCCACCGCCACCCCCUCCGCCGCCGCCCCUCCCCAGCCAGUCCAUGUCAUCGGGAGGCGGCUCAGCCACCGUGUUUGUGAAGUACAGCACGAUAACAAGGCUGCAGAACGCCUCUCAGCACGGGGGGCUUCUCUUCAAGCCCCCCCAUAUGAUGCAGCAACCACCACCAAUCCUGCCACCGGCAAAGCCCCAGAACCCAGUGCCCCCUAAUGGUGUGGUCCCUCCACCGCCACCCCCGCCGCCUCCCCCUACCCCCGGCUCAGCUAUGGCGCAGCUCAUGAAGCCCGUGCCCUCCAUCCCGUCAGUGCCGCAGUUCACGCCGCCACCCCCUCCUCCCCCUCCUCUCAAAAUCCACCAGAUUCAUCAGAAUAUUGCUCCGGCGCCAGCUGCGGCCCCUGCCACGCCGCCGCCUCCCCCGCCUAUGCCUGCGCCGCCGCCUCCCCAAGCCCCUCCUAAGCCUGCCAUGACUCUGCCUACACAGAGCAGCUCAAAAGCCGCCUCGCCUGUCGCGGCGCAACCCACGCCGCCUGCCCCUGCCCUGGUUCCUUCAGCGAUGAAGAAGCAGCCCAGUUUCGCAACUCCGCAGGUUCCCCUGUCUCCUGUCCCGCUAGGCCCUCUCCCCCCGCCCACUUUGCCCAAGCAGCAGAGCUACUCCGGCAAACUUCCGUCCUCGCCGCAGUCCCCUGUGCCAUCGGUGGUGAAGCAAAUCGCCAGCCACUUCCCUCCGCCUCCCAUGCCGGCUUCAGAGCCUCAGCCUUUAAAGCCCACUCCUCUGAAUGUGCCACCGCAGUCUCCUCCGGCAGUCAAAGCCAAGCCAAAAUGGCAGCCCACCGCCGUCCCAUCUCCCGACUUUCCUCCUCCGCCACCUGAAAGUAGCCUAGCCUUUCCUCCACCGCCCUCCCCUGCUCCGACGGUGGUGUCUCCCACGCCGGACAAGGCAGGGGGUUCCCCGGUCAAGAAGUCUACCAAGACGUCCAGCCCGGGAGGAAAGAAGCCCCCACCGACUCCCCAGCGGAACUCCAGCAUAAAAUCCAACAGCUCAGCGGAGUACCACGAAUCAAAGAGACCGUCGGUGGAUAGCCUGGUCAGCAAAUUUGCACCUCCGCCAGAGCCUUUGGGGUCUCCUGUGAAGGAGACUCCGCUCCCCCCUGCAGCUCCCCCAAAGCCAGGAAAGCUCAAUCUACCUAUCGUACUUCAGCAAGCAGGAAUUUCCGCAAAGGCACCUGCCACAGGAGCGCCCGGGAAGGGUACCGUGGAAGAGUUUCCUUCCCCUCCGUCGGAUUCGGACUUCCCCCCUCCGCCGCCUGAAAUCGAUCUCCCUCUGCCGCCCAUUGAGAUUCCCGCCGUGUUUUCGGGCAACACCUCUCCCAAAGUGGCCGUCGUCAACCCUCAGCCCCAGCCCCCAUGGUCCAAACAGUCGGGGAAGAAAGCUCCUCCCCCCACCCGCCCCAAGCGCAACGACAGCACCCGGCUCACGCAGGCAGAAAUGGCCGAAGCGCAGGCCGCCGCGGCUCCGCAAGCGGCCGUGGCUCCGCAAGUGCCCACCUCGCCCAAGUCUGGCCUUAGCGUUCAGCCCGGGUUCCUGGCCGACCUGAACAGGACUCUGCAGCGCAAGUCCAUCACGCGGCACGGCUCCCUCUCCUCGGCCCGGAUAUCCAGGGCGGAGCCGACGGCCACCAUGGAUGACAUGGCUUUGCCCCCGCCCCCGCCGGAACUUCUCACGGAGAAGCAGAAGAGCAGCAACUUUGGAGGCAGCCACAUAUCGGGCUAUGCAACGUUACGGAGAGGUCCACCGCCAGCACCUCCCAAGAGGGAUCAAAACACCAAACUCUCUCGAGACUGGUGAUAGUAAGUGGCCGCCAGUGAACUCUACAAAUGACAUGUCUGAUACACUUGUGAAGCUCCUUGUCUUAAUAGCUGUGUGUGUGUGUGUGUGUGUGUGUGUGUGUGUGUGUGUGUACCCACACGCACACACACUCACACAACACACACGUGAACAGAAGCUAUGGGCGCCUGUUUCGGUUCACAAUCAGCCCAAAAGAUUUCUCUGUUUGCAGUUGGUUUAUUGGGGCAAGGGGCGGGCUAACUCUUUUGAGAUCCUCGUUACGGAUUGGACCAAAAUCUUUGAAACACUUCUUUUUUCCUGCAAUUCAGGAAAACAUCUGUUGUCUGUCACGUGAGACAUGUUGGUGCAUGUAUUAUAAAUGUAGGUAUAUAAUAUAUUGUGAAGUAUUUUGUUGCAAUGAUAGAGGCUAACCAGAAUGUUUUUGUACAUCUGUAUUUAUUUGUUUCAGUCAACCGAUAUGUAUAUUACCGGAAAUUGGAUGGCACAUCUUAAAAGAAAAGCCCUUUUAAAAAUUGAAGAUAAUAGGAGGCACUUUAAUCAGAAAAAAAACCUAUUUUCCCCAGUCGGUGACGGGUAUAGGGUACUGACAGAUUCUGUCGGCGUUCGUACAUUGUCAGUUGAUUGAAAACUCCGAAACAAUCUACCAAAACAUUCUGGUUGUAAUACUACUGAGAUUAAAUCCAUACAUAGGAAAAGGGAUGUGUUGUAUUGUGGGCCUGGAGUUAAAUAUAUUUGGACUUCAAAAUACAGACAUUCCCUUCUGGAACUGUUAAGGGGAAAGGAAAGGAUUUAUUUAAUCAAAACGCUAAAGAAGACACUGCCCUUUAUUACACCUUUGUGCACUUAGGUGUAAGCCCCAUGGAACACGGCGGAGACAUAUUUGUGACUAAAUAGGUGUAGGAUCCGGCUGCAAUCCUGUUCACCAGGGAGCAACUUGCAAUGAACCAAGUGGGAUUUUCUCUGAAGGGAUCGUGCUUUUAAUUAGAAUAAAUACACACUCUUCUAAUCCAUGUUACUCAUUUUUAUUUAGAGAUCAGUUUGGCAUUUAAGCAGAAAUGGUGCAUCUGCAAGCUCAGUUCAGAAUCAUUCUGGGUGUGCCAGUUGCCAUGUGUGACCACCAAUUCGGCUCAGUUCGCGAGCUCCUUGCUCCGGUGCUACUCAGCAGGUUGCCAAGAUGCCAUCUUGCGUACGACCCAAGCGCACCUGCAUCUCUUAAGAUUAACGCUCAACGCGAGCCCUCUCCCAACGUUCGAAACAUGUAUCUGUGGAGAGGAGUUGGCCACCCCUCAGAUGUUGGAUGGCAUGAGGUUCUGGGUUACGGGCAGGGCUGCUGCGAGCGUGUUCAGCCAAGCCCACUUGCAAACCCGCUUAAACCUUGCCACUUGACGGGGGAGUGUGGAGAAAAUGGGGUUUGCUCACCCGUUGGGCACCCUCCCCCCCCCCAAAUACAUUCUGCAUGGCUGAAGAGGGGCACGUGCAAAUAUGACCCCCGUUUCCACAACAGCUGGGCGGGCAAGCAUUGCUUAAGUGGUUGAAAUGCUUCUUCACACACAGGUGACCCCAGGGGGCGGCAGAAUGGCUUGUUAAUGGACAAAGCAAAAGGGCGAUCAUAGUGCAAUUCCCUUUCGCCUGAUUUGGUGAUGGCACGAGAGCUAAGUCUUGGCUCCCGUCAUCUGCGAUGCUCUAGUCGAGUCGAGAAACCUCUUCGUCCUAGGAACCUGUGCUAUCAUAAGUUCAAGUAGUGCAUUUUGGAAUCGGAACUUUUAACAGGCGAGGAAGUUCUGAAGCAGUGGCCCAGCUCAUGCAUUACGUUUACAUCAGUCUCAAUUAUGGCUUAACAUGAAGGACCAGUGUGCUGGUGGAGAGACCGUGCUUCGUGCUUCCUUUUGCUAGCACGCCAGCGAGGAACCAAACCAGGCGCUGGUUUGCUGUUGUGCGCAAGCCCGCUUUUACGGUUAGGAGAGAAGCGAAAAAUGUGAUGGUAGGCUCCUUCUUGGCUAACCAGCUGGAUUUUUGUUGAGAAACGUACCAUGAGCAUUGUUUCGCGCGCAACAGCAAACAGCCUAUGGCUUGUUUCGUUGGUAGCAUGCUGAACAAAGGUUAGUGCUGUGCACUGUUGAGCCAGUGUACCAGCAGCGCAUUGCUUGUUCCGCUUAAACCAUUCAAGUGAUGUGCAGGCCCAGGCAGCAAGUAUUGCAUCUGCUGUGCGAUGCAACACAGAAAUUGUAAAACUUUCUCAUUAUUGGCUAUUACUGAAUUGCAUAUGAGUGCAGUGCGUGUGUGUAAGGAGAAGGACAGCGAUAAUUUGCUCUGAACUUGUGUUUAAAGGGCUUGCCACCUUUUAAACCUCAAAGAUUAGCCCAUCGUAAGCUUGUCUUAGGCAUCAGAAGUUAGUUGCUUCUGGGGCUGAGGUGGUGGCGUUUGCCUUUGUGUGUUUUUUUUAUUAUUUAAAAAAAGACUGUCGUCUGCCUGAGCUCUGUUUGUAGAAAGGUAUCCAAAUUAGGGUAAUUUGGAGGGCUUAACAUUUCGCUCUAGAAAAAGCCGGAGAAAGUUAAGAGUCAUUUUUGCUUUUGGCCUAGAAGGAUCUUGGAUGCAGAAAGGAAUGGUGCUAUGUCAUCUGAUGCUGAAUCGGCUUUUUUCCCUUCCCCAAAUGUGUCAUGGACACAGUUUUCCUAUUUUAGAAUAGUUUACUUGAGCAAUAAUAUACCAUUGUGUGCAUUUUUAAAGCACUGCUGUCGGAUGGCACUUUUUUUUGUAACUUUCAAAGUGUUCAGAGUUUCAUUUCUUCUAUUUUUGUGCUUAUAAAGUGUCCUUAACCAUUUACAUUGCAGCAUUUUAGCUUGUCUUACAACAAACGGUGGUUAUUUUUUUACUUACAAUGCAUUUGGUGCUCAACUUUAUUCUUUCUGUUGCUGCUCGGACCACUUGCUGGCCUAAAGGGGAAAAAACCCCACCUCAUUUGGGAGGUGCGAGGAAUAUGCCAGAUUUGUUCCAUGUCUAGUAGCAACCUCAUAGCCAGGUACAUAAGCUUGCUAAGAAGAGAGUGUGGGAUUGCUUUGGGCAGCCAAGUCAGUUAAUUCAAUCACUUCCCUGCCCCCUUUUGUUAAUUUAGAACCAAUGCCUUUGAAGUACUGUUAUUUCUCUCCCCAGCUUUAACGAAACAUCUUAAAUGCAAACAACUGACCAAGAUCCACAUUGAUAUUUUCAGAAUGUCGUGAAUUUUUGUGCCCUGGUAAAUUAAAGAAUGUGCCCCGCCCCACAAAUAAGCAACAGCAGGGGUAAGAAGGUACCAUUUUAGCUACCCAUUGGUGUCUUCUGAAAAACAGUAAUGUAGAACAUAUUUUCCAGAUGUGUUUAUGGGCAUCCGUCUGUCUCUGGAGACGAUGUAGGAGUGCACUUUUGGGGGUGAACUGUUGGAAGGUUACAGCACCUGUGAUGAGACAUGUUUUGUUGCAGCCGGGGCAGAUGAAGAGGUCUGGUUGUGCUCCGCAGAUGCACUGUUGGAUUUCUUCUCCCAGCUGUCAUUCCUCCUCGGGUCACUGCUAUGGAUGCAGCAUUCGGAUAUUAUACCUUAAUGGUAUGUGCAGCUUACAAACAAUCUAAUAUGGUAUGUGCAUCUUACAGUCAUUUAAUGCUGCAAUUCUACACACUUACCUCGAAUUAAGUCCCAUGGAAUGCAGCAGGGCUUACUUCUGACAUUAUGUAGGACUGCACUAUCUCCAUGGAUCUUUUUUCAAAAUCGUGCUCAUUCUGAGGUUAGGUAAGCCUGCUAAUUGUGUGGUGCUUCGCCAUUUUGCCAGCAACUCUUAUCUGUUAACCGUGCUCCGGGAUUUUAAAUUGCCUACAGUGGAUGCGAGGGGUAAGUUACUGAAACAGAACAGGGCAACGCAGCUUAGGCCUCACACGAUCUCUUCCGUUUGUGAACAGAAAAGGGCAAGUUGCAUCUUUGCCCUGGAUGGUGUCCUGAUCUUUGCAGCGGCAACUGUUGUUUCUUCUUGAAUGUCUCCCUUCCUUAAUUUAUAAAGCUAUCUUAAGAUAGGUGGGGAACCUAUGACCCUCCAGAUGUUAGGACUACAGGCUGCCUUAUCCCAGGCUACUGGCCAUCUGUCAUGGAUGCUUGAGCUGAGAUUCCUGCAUUGCAGAGCGUUGGGCUAGAUGACCCUUGGGAGGGGGUCCCGUUCAACUACAAUUCUAUGAUGGGAGCCCACCCCCACAUGAAAGGCCACAGGUUCCCCACUAUUGCUUCAGUCGUUCCUACGGAGUCUUAAAUUGAGUUUGCAGGUCUACCACAAUGCUCUGUGUCUAGGCUGCAAUUUUCUUUACAAACCUCUUUGGAAGUCGAAUGUGGCAUGCAAACAUUCUUGAAAGUUUGUGAAGGGUUCAAAAACAAGACAGGAAUAUUCAGUGAGCACAGCAUGGGCAGACAUGUAGAUGGAACUCAGAAAGACUUUUCUGAGCAACAUCAGCUGAAUUCACGCCUAUUUAAACUUCAGUGGUGCAAAUGUGUUUGUUUUUUUCAUUUCUACUUGCAUUUCAUUUUCUUGUCUGCAUUGUUGAUUAGCAAACUGCAAAUUUGAGAAGAGGUUAGCCACACUGCUUUUGACGACAACCGCUUGGCCUUAAACGCCUUUAGCGUUUAAAGAUGUCGAUCCCGUUUCAUGUUUAAAAACCACUUACAAGUUUAAAAGUACCAGGGAUAGAUUGGUUCAAAAUGCAUUUGGACAUUUUUAACAUAGCCCUAACUUUAUAAUCCCAAGUGUAAAAAGUACAUGCUGCUGCUGCGUCUUAACACAUAGUGAGGUACUUCUGUAGACCCUUUGGCCCGGAUAAGAAAAGUAUCCUAUAUUUAUUUUUUAAUGGUUACCUACUUGAAACGGUAUUGCUUAAUCUCGAAAGCUGAAAAGCUUUGUAGGGCCAAAUCACACCUUAACUGGAGAAUUGGCAACUGUGCUUGUUUCUCUUUGCUAAAUAGUUGAGUGCAGGAAAACCAACAUUAAGCUCACAUCUGCCCCAAGGCAGCAUUUGGGGGGGGGGGCGGAGGUUAGAGAAGGGAGGAGACGGAGAGGUCCUUGUUCCCACACUGGCAACCUAGCAAUUUUGUACUUUUUCUUCUGCUGAUUACAUGCUUCAUGUGUAGUUUGGCUUUUAGAUGUGCUGGAACCGAUUUAGGCUUGAGGGUACCAUUAUGCCCACUCCCCCCCCCAAAAAAACCCAAUAAUCAUAAAGUGAAUAUUUAAAACACUGCGAUCAGUGGCAAUCUUGUUCAAUGUGUGUAAUGUACACAUCUGUAUGCUGCUUUACUCCGCCCCCCCUUCCCACCACUAAAGCAAAUUCAAAAUUCAGCUACACAUUACAAACCUGUAUAUUUAGGACCUAUGGGGGGGUGUAGAAUUUAUGAGCCCGACACGGGUGUAGAAUUUAUGAGCCCGACACUAUCAAUUGUGAACGCCCUUCUAGUAGAUCACGUCCUUGCCCAGCUGUGGGCUGCUCUACAUGAUGGCUUUAAAUAUAUGCAAACUGCAAUACUGAACCAGCAAGAAGCUGGUACCAGUUGCUGUGAUGAUAUGGUUCACCGCCUUGGGCUUGGCAGGGCAUCUUUGUACGCAUGCCCUCAGCAACCAAUAUUUGGGGUUUUCUUUCUACCAAAGAGAUAACAGGACAGUCUGUGGUAGUUUUCUCAAAACGCCUAUCUACGUCUAGCAGGUUCUGCUGCCUAUUUACAUCUUUAUUACAGGGGCCAAUACAAAAAUGUUGGGAAACAUUGAACUCUCUGGACCAGAAUGUGCUUCGCUUUUUAGACGGCCGGGGGCGGGCGGAUAAAGAUCUGUGCUGCGGCAUCUUAGAUUUCUCACAAAGUAUGUGUUUGAAAAUGGGAUUGGGUCAUUUGUCUGCUUUUUCCUGCUUCACCUACUGUGCGAUUGUAAAUUGUGGGAAAUUGAGCUUUGUUUUGCAGGCAUUGGUAAGCAUUCGAUAGUGGUAAGGAGUCCUGAUUAUGCACCUGUUAAACACCAACAUUGCAGCAAUUAUGUUGUCUGUGCAGAUUUGUGCUAAGUGCUUAAAUACAUUCAUAUGUUUACUGCUUUACAUAAAAAAUUGCACAUUUUAUCUUUAGAGUGGGACUGCCUCCCCAUCUCCUUUCCCUUUAAGAAAGCAAAUCUCAUUGAAAGUGGUAAUUUACAGUCGAGAAGAGCUUUGUUCUAUAUAAAUAUUCUAUAAAUAUGUAUAAAUAUACUUUUUUUAAGCAUGGGAGAAAAAAAUAAAAAAAAUGCAUUCAAUGACAAAGUACUCGGAAAUCAUUACAAUGGAAUAUGCACAAGUCAAUAAAGAUAUAGUUAAAUUUGUCCGCUGUUCUCAUGUGACAUUUUCUGUUUAAGUUUUAUUUAAAAGUAAACUAACUGC